Molecule: messenger RNA, 51733 nt
Organism: Owenia fusiformis
Lineage: Eukaryota; Metazoa; Annelida; Polychaeta; Sabellida; Oweniidae
Source: the annotation of a GenBank genome assembly
CAUCAGUUAACGCUGGACUUAUUACCAAUCCGAACAUGAACUGCAAAAACAAUUUUACAAAAGGAUGAUUACGAAACGAUCAAACUAUGGAAUUAAAUCACAAUUAAACUGGAGUGCCGAAACCGAAAAUUAAUUACCAGCUUAUCGGAUUAAUUAUAUAUUACAUAUUUAUAAUGGAUUUAAAAAGAUCUCAGGAACAUGUACACAAUUUGCUCAAACAUGAUCAAAAGUUAGGUGUCCGGAAGAAAAGGGGAAUAGGCGUAUUGAUUGUGUUCAUUGCCUGUGUUUCUACAAUCAUAUUGACAUCAUUAAAAGGACAACAGUCUCAAGAUACAGAAUGGGAGUGGUAUAUAUACAGCAAAGACAUGGUAUCAUCACCAGACAUAGAAUAUGUAGAAAUAUACCACCCAAAUGGCGCACCGGAGGAUGCUGUGCUGGGACUGUGGAGAAGUGUUUAUCAAUACUGGGGAACCUACAGACUGCUGUGGAUAAAGCCUCUUCAAUUAAAUAAAACACAUAUGAAAAUAGACCUGAGGAAGUCCAACAUCCACGAUACACUUAAAGCUGGAGACUAUUUUGCAGUAAAAUUGCAACGCAAGAACUUGCAACUUAUUGUGCCACACAAAGCGAAGCAUUCACGACUUCGUAUUUUGGUAUCAAACGAUGAUGCCAAUAUUUCAAAUACAGCCUACUUUCGGCAUACAGAUAUGUCGGAUAUAGGUUUCCAUCUAAAUACUUUAUAUACUCACGAAGGUGGAAUUAUAAUAGGGGAAAAGCCUUCAAAAUAUAAAUCUUUAGAAACGAAUAGUUUUACUGACAAUGAGCUGCUAACAAAUACAAUGAACAAUUAUAACCCAAAGCUUGAUCAAAACAAGGACAAAUAUGAUUCAACAAGUUACAGCCAUUAUGUUAAGAGAGAUGCAAACUUACGUAUCCCGGAUGAUCUCACAAAUUUGACCAGCAGCUCACAAGAUUAUAAAAACUCUAGUGGUACUCGUUCUGGUACGAGGCGUAGAAGAAGUAGUAGCUCAACGUCAACGAAUAACCAACAGUUUGAAAAUAGCCCCUCCAAUUGGACAGCAGAGAUAGUUGAGAAUGAUACACCGAGUGAGAGUGCCGGCGAAUUAGAGCAGUUUAUGCUUAACAUAGAAGGAGCUACUGGAAUUACGGGAGCUACAGGAAUUUUGGGACCGACGGGAGCAACGGGAACUUCAGGAGCUCUAGGACCCACUGGGGCUACGGGGCCCACAGGCAUUACAGGAGCUACAGGACCUAUAGGAAUCAUGGGACCAACGGGAGCUACUGGUACGUCAGGAGCUCUAGGACCCACGGGAUCUACCGGACCGACAGGAAUUUUGGGACCCACGGGAGCUACAGGACCUUCAGGGCUUACGGGAGCUACAGGACCCACGGGAAUUACUCCAGGAACCACAGGGGCUACAGGAACCACGGGGGCCACGGGAACCACUGGAGCGACAGGAACCAUGGGAGCAACAGGUACCACGGGAAUUAUAGGAGCUACAGGACAAACAGGUGCCACCGGACUAACUGGAUUUCAAGGAAAUAAUGGACCAACAGGAUCAACUGGACUUCUAGGAAGCACAGGGCCAACAGGAGCAACUGGACUUAUAGGAAGCACAGGGCCAACAGGAGCAACUGGAUUUCUAGGGAGCACAGGGCCAACAGGAGCAACUGGAUUUCUAGGGAGCACAGGGCCAACAGGAGCAACUGGACUAACUGGAGCGACAGGGUCACAAGGGGCAACAGGACCAAAAGGGGCUCAAGGACAAGUGGGUGCAACUGGACCAUCUGGGAUAAGUGGUGCAACAGGAACAAGUGGUGCAACUGGACAAACUGGUGCUUUGGGGCCAACUGGUGCCACGGGUUCUCCAGGUGAUAUAGGCGCAACGGGGCUUAUAGGUUCUACAGGACCAACUGGAGCAACAGGACUAAUCGGUACCACAGGCCCAACAGGUGCUACUGGUAUAUCUGGUGCCACUGGACCAAGUGGUGCUACAGGACAAACUGGUGCGACAGGAUCUACUGGAGCAACAGGCUCUACAGGAUCCACAGGUGCAACUGGUGCCACAGGAUCUACUGGAGCAACGGGAUCAACAGGCGCAACUGGUGCAACAGGCCCUACAGGAGCGACUGGUGCAACAGGGUCUACAGGAGCAACAGGUGCCACAGGAUCUACAGGGGCAACUGGUUCAACAGGAUCUACAGGAGCGACUGGUGCAACAGGCUCCACGGGAGCAACUGGUGCAACAGGAUCAACGGGUGCAACUGGAGCAACAGGAUCUACAGGGGCAACUGGUUCAACAGGACCUACAGGAGCGACUGGUGCAACAGGCUCCACGGGAGCAACUGGUGCAACAGGAUCAACGGGUGCAACUGGAGCAACAGGAUCUACAGGUGCAACUGGUGCCACAGGAUCUACAGGGGCAACUGGUGCAACAGGGUCUACAGGAGCCACUGGUGCAACAGGCUCUACUGGUGCCACAGGAUCUACAGGGGCAACAGGGUCUACAGGAGCAACUGGUGCAACGGGCUCGACGGGCGCGAUAGGUGCCACGGGAUCAACUGGUGCAACGGGAUCCACAGGUGCAACUGGAGCCACAGGAUCUACUGGAGCUACUGGGGCGACAGGCUCUACAGGGGCAACUGGUGCAACAGGCUCCACGGGAGCAACUGGUGCCACAGGAUCUACUGGGGCGACAGGCUAUACUGGUGCAACUGGUGCAACAGGCUCCACGGGAGCAACUGGUGCAACAGGAUCAACUGGCGCAAAAGGAUCUACAGGUGCAACUGGUGCCACAGGAUCCUCAGGGGCAACUGGAGCAACAGGGUCCACAGGAGCGACUGGUGCCACAGGCUCUACAGGAGCGACUGGUGCAACAGGUUCUACUGGUGCCACAGGAUCGACAGGGGCAACUGGUGCAACAGGGUCUACGGGUGCAACUGGAGCAACAGGAUCUAUAGGUGCAACUGGUGCCACAGGAUCUACAGGGGCAACUGGUGCAACAGGGUCCACAGGAGCGACUGGUGCAACAGGCUCUACUGGUGCCACAGGAGCAACUGGUUCAACAGGAUCUACAGGAGCGACUGGUGCAACGGGCUCGACGGGCGCGUCAGGUGCCACGGGAUCUUCUGGUGCAACAGGCUCUACUGGUGCCACAGGAUCUACAGGGGCAACAGGAGCGACUGGUGCAACGGGCUCGACGGGCGCAACAGGUGCCACAGGAUCUACUGGUGCAACAGGAUCCACAGGUGCAACUGGUGCCACAGGAUCUACUGGAGCUACUGGGGCGACGGGCUCUACAGGGGCAACUGGUGCAACAGGAUCCACGGGAGCAACUGGUGCCACAGGAUCAACGGGCGCAACUGGAGCAACAGGAUCUACAGGUGCAACUGGUGCCACAGGAUCUACUGGGGCGACAGGCUCUACUGGUGCAACUGGUACCACAGGAUCUACAGGGGCAACUGGUUCCACAGGAUCUACAGGAGCGACUGGUGCAACAGGCUCUACUGGUGCCAUAGGAUCUACAGGGGCAACUGGUGCCACAGGAGCUACUGGGGCGACAGGUUCUACAGGGGCAACAGGUGCAACAGGCUCCACGGGAGCAACUGGUGCCACCGGAUCAACAGGCGCAACUGGAUCGACAGGAUCUAUAGGUGCAACAGGCUCCACGGGGGCAACUGGUGCAACAGGAUCAACGGGUGCAACUGGUGCCACCGGAUCUACUGGAGCUACUGGGGCGACAGGCUCUACAGGGGCAACAGGUGCAACAGGCUCCACGGGAGCAACUGGUGCCACAGGGGCAACAGGCGCCACUGGAUCGACAGGUGCAACUGGUGCAACAGGCUCCACGGGAGCAACUGGUGCCACAGGAUCUACAGGGGCAACUGGUGCCACCGGAUCUACUGGAGCUACUGGGACGACAGGCUCUACAGGUGCAACAGGCUCCACGGGAGCAACUGGUGCCACAGGAUCAACAGGCGCAACUGGAUCGACAGGCUCAACAGGUGCAACUGGUGCAACAGGCUCAACGGGAGCAACUGGUGCAACAGGAUCAACGGGUGCUACUGGAGCAACAGGAUCUACAGGUGCAACUGGUGCCACGGGAUCUACAGGGGCAACUGGUGCAACAGGGUCUACAGGAGCGACUGGUGCCCCAGGAUCAACGGGCGCAACAGGAUCUACAGGUGCAACUGGUGCCACAGGAUCUACUGGGGCGACGGGCUCUACUGGUGCAACUGGUGCCACAGGAUCUACAGGGGCAACUGGUUCAACAGGAUCUACAGGAGCGACUGGUGCAACAGGCUCUACUGGUGCCACAGGAUCUACAGGGGCAACUGGUGCCACGGGAUCUACUGGAGCUAUUGGGGCGACAGGCUCUACAGGGGCAACAGGUGCAACAGGCUCCACGGGAGCAACUGGUGCCACAGGAUCAACAGGCGCAACUGGAUCGACAGGAUCUACAGGUGCAACAGGCUCCACGGGAGCAACUGGUGCAACAGGAUCAACGGGUGCAACUGGAGCAACAGGAUCUACAGGGGCAACUGGUGCGACAGGGUCAACAGGGGCGACUGGUGCAACAGGCUCUACUGGUGCCACAGGAUCUACAGGGGCAACAGGAUCUACAGGAGCGACUGGUGCAACGGGCUCGACGGGCGCGACAGGUGCCACGGGAUCUACUGGUGCAACAGGCUCUACUGGUGCCACAGGAUCUACAGGGGCAACAGGAGCGACUGGUGCAACGGGCUCGACGGGCGCUACAGGUGCCACAGGAUCUACUGGUGCAACAGGAUCUACAGGUGCAACUGGUGCCACAGGAUCUACUGGAGCUACUGGGGCGACAGGCUCUACAGGGGAAAAUGGUGCAACAGGAUCCACGGGAGCAACUGGUGCAACAGGAUCUACGGGCGCAACUGGAGCAACAGGAUCUACAGGUGCAACUGGUGCCACAGGAUCUACUGGGGCGACAGGCUCUACUGGUGCAACUGGUGCCACAGGAUCUACAGGGUCAACUGGUUCAACAGGAUUUACAGGAGCGACUGGUGCAACAGGCUCUACUGGUGCCACAGGAUCUACAGGGGCAACUGGUGCAACAGGAUCUCCUGGAGCUACUGGGGCGACAGGAUCUACAGGGGCAACUGGUGCAACGGGAUCCAUGGGAGCAACUGGUGCCACAGGAUCAACGGGCGCAACUGGAGCAACAGGAUCUACAGGUGCAACUGGUGCCACAGGAUCUACUGGGGCGACAGGCUCUACUGGGGCAACUGGUGCCACGGGAUCUACAGGGGCAAUUGGUUCAACAGGAUCUACAGGAGCGACUGGUGCAACAGGCUCUACUGGUGCCACAGGAUCCACAGGGGCAACUGGUGCCACAGGAUCUACUGGAGCUAAUGGGGCGACAGGCUCUACAGGGGCAACAGGUGCAACAGGCUCCACGGGAGCAACUGGUGCCACAGGAUCAACAGGCGCAACUGGAUCGACAGGAUCUACAGGUGCAACUGGAGCAACAGGCUCCACGGGAGCAACUGGUGCCACAGGAUCAACGGGCGCAACUGGAGCAACAGGAUCUACAGGUGCAACUGGUGCCACAGGAUCUACUGGGGCGACGGGCUCUACUGGUGCAACUGGUGCCACAGGAUCAACAGGCGCAACUGGAUCGACAGGAUCUACAGGUGCAACUGGUGCAACAGGCUCCACGGGAGCAACUGGUGCAACAGGAUCAACGGGUGCAACUGGAGCAACAGGAUCUACAGGUGCAACUGGUGCCACAGGAUCUACAGGGGCAACUGGUGCAACAGGGUCCACAGGAGCGACUGGUGCAACAGGCUCUACUGGUUCCACAGGAUCUACAGGGGCAACAGGAUCCACAGGAGCGACUGGUGCAACGGGCUCGAUGGGCGCGACGGGUGCCACGGGAUCUACUGGUGCAACAGGCUCUACUGGUGCCACAGGAUCUACAGGGGCAACAGGAGCGACUGGUGCAACGGGCUCGACGGGCGCAACAGGUGCCACAGGUUCUACUGGUGCAACAGGAUCCACAGGUGCAACUGGUGCCACAGGAUCUACUGGAGCUACUGGGGCGACAGGCUCUACAGGAGCGACUGGUGCAACGGGAUCCACGGGAGCAACUGGUGCAACAGGAUCAACGGGCGCAACAGGAUCUACUGGUGCAACUGGUGCCACAGGAUCUACUGGGGCGACAGGCUCUACUGGUGCAACAGGAUCAACUGGUGCAACUGGUGCAACAGGAUCAACGGGCGCAACUGGAGCAACAGGAUCUACAGGUGCAACUGGUGCCACAGGAUCUACUGGGGCGACAGGCUCUACUGGUUCAACUGGUGCCACAGGAUCUACAGGGGCAACUGGUUCAACAGGAUCUACAGGAGCGACUGGUGCAACAGGCUCUACUGGUGCCACAGGAUCUACAGGGGCAACAGGAGCGACUGGUGCAACAGGAUCCACGGGAGCAACUGGUGCACCAGGAUCAACGGGCGCAACUGGAGCAACAGGAUCUACUGGUGCAACUGGUGCCACAGGAUCUACAGGAGCAACAGGUGCCACGGGAUCUACUGGUGCAACAGGAUCUACAGGAUCCACAGGUGCAACAGGAUCUACAGGAGCGACUGGUGCAACAGGCUCUACUGGUGCCACAGGAUCUACAGGGGCAACUGGUGCAACAGGAUCUACUGGAGCUACUGGGGCGACAGGAUCUACAGGGGCAACUGGUGCAACAGGAUCCAUGGGAGCAACUGGUGCCACCGGAUCAACGGGCGCAACUGGAGCAACAGGAUCUACAGGUGCAACUGGUGCCACAGGAUCUACUGGGGUGAUAGGCUCUACUGGGGCAACUGGUGCCACGGGAUCUACAGGGGCAAUUGGUUCAACAGGAUCUACAGGAGCGACUGGUGCAACAGGCUCUACUGGUUCCACAGGAUCCACAGGGGCAACUGGUGCCACAGGAUCUACUGGAGCUACUGGGGCGACAGGCUCUACAGGGGCAACAGGUGCAACAGGCUCCACGGGAGCAACUGGUGCCACAGGAUCAACGGGCGCAACUGGAGCAACAGGAUCUACAGGUUCAACUGGUGCCACAGGAUCUACUGGGGCGACGGGCUCUACUGGUGCAACUGGUGCCACAGGAUCAACAGGCGCAACUGGAUCGACAGGCUCCACGGGAGCAACUGGUGCAACAGGAUCAACGGGCGCAACUGGAGCAACAGGAUCUACUGGUGCAACUGGUGCCACAGGAUCUACAGGGGCAACUGGUUCAACAGGAUCUACAGGAGCAACUGGUGCCACAGGAUCAACGGGCGCAACUGGAGCAACAGGAUCUACAGGUGCAACUGGUGCCACAGGAUCUACUGGGGCGACGGGCUCUACUGGUGCAACUGGUGCCACAGGAUCUACAGGGGCAACUGGUUCAACAGGAUCUACAGGAGCGACUGGUGCAACAGGCUCUACUGGUGCCACAGGAUCUACAGGGGCAACAGGAGCGACUGGUGCAACGGGCUCGACGGGCGCAACAGGUGCCACAGGAUCUACUGGUGCAACAGGAUCUACAGGAUCCACAGGUGCAACAGGAUCUACUGGAGCUACUGGGGCGUCAGGCUCUACAGGGGCAACUGGUGCAACAGGAUCCACGGGAGCAACUGGUGCAACAGGAUCAACGGGCGCAACUGGAGCAACAGGAUCUACUGGUGCAACUGGUGCCACAGGAUCUACUGGGGCGACAGGCUCUACUGGUGCAACUGGUGCCACAGGAUCUACAGGGGCAACUGGUUCAACAGGAUCUACAGGAGCAACGGGUGCAACGGGAUCAACGGGCGCAACUGGAGCAACAGGAUCUACUGGUGCAACUGGUGCCACAGGAUCUACAGGGGCAACUGGUUCUACAGGAGCGACUGGUGCCACAGGAUCAACGGGCGCAACUGGAGCAACAGGAUCUACAGGUGCAACUGGUGCCACAGGAUCUACUGGGGCGACGGGCUCUACUGGUGCAACUGGUUCAACAGGAUCUACAGGAGCGACUGGUGCAACAGGCUCUACUGGUGCCACAGGAUCUACAGGGGCAACUGGAGCAACAGGAUCUACUGGAGCUACUGGGGCGACAGGCUCUACAGGGGCAACAGGUGCAACAGGCUCCAUGGGAGCAACUGGUGCCACAGGAUCAACAGGCGCAACUGGAUCGACAGGCUCUACUGGUGCCACAGGAUCUACAGGGGCAACAGGAGCGACUGGGGCAACGGGCUCGACGGGCGCAACAGGUGCCACGGGAUCUAAUGGUGCAACAGGCUCUACUGGUGCCACAGGAUCUACAGGGGCAACAGGAGCGACUGGUGCAACGGGCUCGACGGGCGCAACAGGUGCCACAGGAUCUACUGGUGCAACAGGAUCCACAGGCGCAACUGGUGCCACAGGAUCUACUGGGACGACAGGCUCUACAGGGGCAACUGGUGCAACAGGAUCCACGGGAGCAACUGGUGCAACAGGAUCAACGGGCGCAACUGGAGCAACAGGAUCUACAGGUGCAACUGGUGCCACAGGAUCUACUGGGGCGACAGGCUCUACUGGUGCAACUGGUGCCACAGGAUCUACAGGGGCAACUGGUUCAACAGGAUCUACAGGAGCGACUGGUGCAACAGGCUCUACUGGUGCCACAGGAUCUACAGGGGCAACAGGAACGACUGGUUCGACGGGCGCAACAGGUGCCACAGGAUCUACUGGUGCAACAGGAUCCACAGGUGCAACAGGAUCUACUGGAGCUACUGGGGCGACAGGCUCUACAGGGGCAACUGGUGCAACAGGAUCCACGGGAGCAACUGGUACAACAGGAUCAACGGGCGCAACUGGAGAAACAGGAUCUACUGGUGCAACUGGUGCCACAGGAUCUACUGGGGCGACAGGCUUUACUGGUGCAACUGGUGCCACAGGAUCUACAGGGGCAACUGGUUCAACAGGAUCUACAGGAGCAACGGGUGCAACAGGAUCAACGGGCGCAACUGGAGCAACAGGAUCUACUGGUGCAACUGGUGCCACAGGAUCUACUGGGGCGACAGGCUCUACUGGUGCAACUGGUGCCACAGGAUCUACUGGGGCAACUGGUUCAACAGGAGCUACAGGAGCGACUGGUGCAACAGGCUCUACUGGUGCCACAGGAUCUACAGGGGCAACUGGUGCCACCGGAUCUACUGGGGCGACAGGCUCUACAGGGGCAACAGGUGCAACAGGGUCCACAGGAGCGACUGGUGCAACAGGCUCUACUGGUGCCACAGGAUCUACAGGGGCAACAGGAUCUACAGGAGCGACUGGUGCAACGGGCUCGACGGGCGCGACAGGUGCCACGGGAUCCACUGGUGCAACAGGCUCUACUGGUGCAACAGGAUCUACAGGGGCAACAGGAGCGACUGGUGCAACGGGUUCGACGGGCGCAACAGGUGCCACAGGAUCUACUGGUGCAACAGGAUCCACAGGUGCAACAGGAUCUACUGGAGCUACUGGGGCGACAGGCUCUACAGGGGCAACUGGUGCAACAGGAUCAACGGGUGCAACUGGAGCAACAGGAUCUACAGGGGCAACUGGUGCAACAGGAUCCACGGGGGCAACUGGUGCAACAGGAUCAACGGGCGAAACUGGAGCAACAGGAUCUACUGGUGCAACUGGUGCCACAGGAUCUACUGGGGCGACAGGCUCUACUGGUGCAACUGGUGCCACAGGAUCUACAGGGGCAACUGGUUCAACAGGAUCUACAGGAGCAACGGGUGCAACAGGAUCAACGGGCGAUACUGGAGCAACAGGAUCUACUGGUGCAACUGGUGCCACAGGAUCUACUGGGGCGACAGGCUCUACUGGUGCAACUGGUGCCACAGGAUCUACAGGGGCAACUGGUUCAACAGGAUCUACAGGAGCGACUGGUGCAACAGGCUCUACUGGUGCCACAGGAUCUACAGGGGCAACUGGUGCCACCGGAUCUACUGGGGCGACAGGCUCUACAGGGGCAACAGGUGCAACAGGCUCCACGGGAGCAACUGGUGCCACAGGAUCUACUGGGGCAACUGGUUCAACAGGAGCUACAGGAGCGACUGGUGCAACAGGCUCUACUGGUGCCACAGGAUCUACAGGGGCAACUGGUGCAACAGGGUCUACAGGAGCAACUGGUGCCACAGGAUCAACGGGCGCAACUGGAGCAACAGGAUCUACAGGUGCAACUGGUGCCACAGGAUCUACAGGGGCAACAGGGUCUACAGGAGCGACUGGUGCCACAGGAUCAACGGGCGCAACUGGAGCAACAGGAUCUACUGGUGCAACUGGUGCCACAGGAUCUACUGGGGCGACGGGCUCUACUGGUGCAACUGGUGCCACAGGAUCUACAGGGGCAACUGGUUCAACAGGAUCUACAGGAGCGACUGGUGCAACAGGCUCUACUGGUGCCACAGGAUCUACAGGUGCAACAGGAUCAAUAGGCGCAACUGGAUCGACAGGAUCUACAGGUGCAACUGGUGCAACAGGCUCCACGGGAGCAACUGGUGCAACAGGAUCAACGGGUGCAACUGGAGCAACAGGAUCUACAGGUGCAACUGGUGCCACAGGAUCUACAGGGGCAACUGGUGCAACAGGGUCCACAGGAGCGACUGGUGCAACAGGCUCUACUGGUUCAACAGGAUCUACAGGGGCAACAGGAUCCACAGGAGCGACUGGUGCAACGGGCUCGAUGGGCGCGACAGGUGCCACGGGAUCUACUGGUGCAACAGGCUCUACUGGUGCCACAGGAUCUACAGGGGCAACAGGAGCGACUGGUGCAACGGGCUCGACGGGCGCAACAGGUGCCACGGGAUCUACUGGUGCAACAGGCUCUACUGGUGCCACAGGAUCUAUAGGGGCAACAGGAGCGACUGGUGCAACGGGCUCGACGGGCGCAACAGGUGCCACAGGAUCUACUGGUGCAACAGGAUCCACAGGUGCAACUGGUGCCACAGGAUCUACUGGAGCUACUGGGACGACAGGCUCUACAGGGGCAACUGGUGCAACAGGAUCCACGGGAGCAACUGGUGCAACAGGAUCAACGGGCGCAACUGGAGCAACAGGAUCUACAGGUGCAACUGGUGCCACAGGAUCUACUGGGGCGACUGGUGCCACAGGAUCUACAGGGGCAACUGGUUCAACAGGAUCUACAGGAGCAACGGGUGCAACAGGAUCAACGGGCGAUACUGGAGCAACAGGAUCUACUGGUGCAACUGGUGCCACAGGAUCUACUGGGGCGACAGGCUCUACUGGUGCAACUGGUGCCACAGGAUCUACAGGGGCAACUGGUUCAACAGGAUCUACAGGAGCGACUGGUGCAACAGGCUCUACUGGUGCCACAGGAUCUACAGGGGCAACUGGUGCCACCGGAUCUACUGGGGCGACAGGCUCUACAGGGGCAACAGGUGCAACAGGCUCCACGGGAGCAACUGGUGCCACAGGAUCUACUGGGGCAACUGGUUCAACAGGAGCUACAGGAGCGACUGGUGCAACAGGCUCUACUGGUGCCACAGGAUCUACAGGGGCAACUGGUGCAACAGGGUCUACAGGAGCAACUGGUGCCACAGGAUCAACGGGCGCAACUGGAGCAACAGGAUCUACAGGUGCAACUGGUGCCACAGGAUCUACAGGGGCAACAGGGUCUACAGGAGCGACUGGUGCCACAGGAUCAACGGGCGCAACUGGAGCAACAGGAUCUACUGGUGCAACUGGUGCCACAGGAUCUACUGGGGCGACGGGCUCUACUGGUGCAACUGGUGCCACAGGAUCUACAGGGGCAACUGGUUCAACAGGAUCUACAGGAGCGACUGGUGCAACAGGCUCUACUGGUGCCACAGGAUCUAUAGGGGCAACAGGAGCGACUGGUGCAACGGGCUCGACGGGCGCAACAGGUGCCACAGGAUCUACUGGUGCAACAGGAUCCACAGGUGCAACUGGUGCCACAGGAUCUACUGGAGCUACUGGGACGAUAGGCUCUACAGGGGCAACUGGUGCAACAGGAUCCACGGGAGCAACUGGUGCAACAGGAUCAACGGGCGCAACUGGAGCAACAGGAUCUACAGGUGCAACUGGUGCCACAGGAUCUACUGGGGCGACUGGUGCAACAGGGUCCACAGGAGCGACUGGUGCAACAGGCUCUACUGGUUCAACAGGAUCUACUGGGGCGACGGGCUCUACUGGUGCAACUGGUGCCACAGGAUCUACAGGGGCAACUGGUUCAACAGGAUCUACAGGAGCGACUGGUGCAACAGGCUCUACUGGUGCCACAGGAUCUACAGGUGCAACAGGAUCAACAGGCGCAACUGGAUCGACAGGAUCUACAGGUGCAACUGGUGCAACAGGCUCCACGGGAGCAACUGGUGCAACAGGAUCAACGGGUGCAACUGGAGCAACAGGAUCUACAGGUGCAACUGGUGCCACAGGAUCUACAGGGGCAACUGGUGCAACAGGGUCCACAGGAGCGACUGGUGCAACGGGCUCGAUGGGCGCGACGGGUGCCACGGGAUCUACUGGUGCAACAGGCUCUACUGGUGCCACAGGAUCUACAGGGGCAACAGGAGCGACUGGUGCAACGGGCUCGACGGGCGCAACAGGUGCCACGGGAUCUACUGGUGCAACAGGAUCUACUGGAGCUACUGGGGCGACAGGCUCUACAGGGGCAACUGGUGCAACAGGAUCCACGGGAGCAACUGGUGCAACAGGAACAACGGGCGCAACUGGAGCAACAGGAUCUACUGGUGCAACUGGUGCCACAGGAUCUACUGGGGCGACAGGCUCUACUGGUGCAACUGGUGCCACAGGAUCUACAGGGGCAACUGGUUCAACAGGAUCUACAGGAGCAACGGGUGCAACAGGAUCAACGGGCGCAACUGGAGCAACAGGAUCUACUGGUGCAACUGGUGCCACAGGAUCUACUGGGGAGACAGGCUCUACUGGUGCCACAGGAUCUACAGGGUCAAUUGGUUCAACAGGAUCUACAGGAGCGACUGGUGCAACAGGCUCUACUGGUGCCACAGGAUCUACAGGGGCAAGUGGUGCCACCGGAUCUACUGGGGCGACAGGCUCUACAGGCACAACAGGAUCUACAGGAGCGACUGGUGCAACGGGCGCGACAGGUGCCACGGGAUCCCCUGGUGCAACAGGCUCUACUGGUGCCACAGGAUCUACAGGGGCAACAGGAGCGACUGGUGCAACGGGCUCGACGGGCGCAACAGGUGCCACAGGAUCUACUGGUGCAACAGGAUCCACAGGUGCAACUGGUGCUACAGGAUCUACUGGAGCUACUGGGGCGACAGGCUCUACAGGGGCAACUGGUGCAACAGGAUCAACGGGUGCAACUGGAGCAACAGGAUCUACAGGUGCAACUGGUGCCACAGGAUCUACAGGGGCAACUGGUUCAACAGGAUCUACAGGAGCGACUGGUGCAACAGGCUCUACUGGUGCCACAGGAUCUACAGGGGCAACUGGUGCCACAGGAUCUACUGGAGCUACUGGGGCGACAGGAUCUACAGGGGCAACUGGUGCAACAGGAUCUACAGGAGCGACUGGUGCAACAGGCUCUACUGGUGCAACAGGAUCUACAGGGGCAACUGGUGCCACAGGAUCUACUGGAGCUACUGGGGCGACAGGAUCUACAGGGGCAACUGGUGCAACAGGAUCCACGGGAGCAACUGGUGCCACAGGAUCUACUGGAGCUACUGGGUCGACAGGCUCUACAGGUGCAACAGGCUCUACGGGAGCAACUGGUGCCACAGGAUCAACAGGCGCAACUGGAUCGACAGGAUCUACAGGUGCAACUGGUGCAACAGGCUCCACGGGAGCAACUGGUGCCACAGGAUCAACGGGCGCAACUGGAGCUACAGGUGCAACUGGUGCCACAGGAUCUACUGGGGUGACGGGCUCUACUGGUGCAACUGGUGCCACAGGAUCAACAGGCGCAACUGGAUCGACAGGAUCUACAGGUGCAACUGGUGCAACAGGCUCCAAGGGAGCAACCGGCGCAACAGGAUCAACGGGUGCAACUGGAGCAACAGGAUCCACAGGUGCAACUGGUGCCACAGGAUCUACAGGGGCAACUGGUGCAACAGGGUCCACAGGAGCGACUGGUGCAACAGGCUCUACUGGUGCCACAGGAUCUACAGGGGCAAUAGGAUCUACAGGAGCGACUGGUGCAACGGGCUCGACGGGUGCGACAGGUGCCACGGGAUCCACUGGUGCAACAGGCUCUACUGGUGCCACAGGAUCUACAGGUGCCACAGGAUCUACUGGGGCAACAGGAUCCACAGGUGCAACAGGAUCUACUGGAGCUACUGGGUCGACAGGCUCUACAGGAGCGACUGGUUCAACAGGAUCUACAGGAGCGACUGGUGCAACAGGGUCUACUGGUGCGACAGGAUCUACAGGGGCAACUGGUGCCACAGGAUCUACUGGAGCUACUGGGGCGACAGGAUCUACAGGGGCAACAGGUGCAACAGGCUCCACGGGAGCAACUGGUGCAACAGGAUCAACAGGCGCAACUGGAUCGACAGGAUCUACAGGUGCAACUGGUGCCACAGGAUCUACUGGGGCGACAGGCUCUACUGGUGCAACUGGUGCCACAGGAUCUACAGGGGCAACUGGUUCAACAGGAUCUACAGGAGCGACUGGUGCAACAGGCUCUACUGGUGCCACAGGAUCUACAGGGGCAACAGGAGCGACUGGUGCAACGGGCUCGACGGGCGCAACAGGUGCCACAGGAUCUACUGGUGCAACAGGAUCCACAGGUGCAACUGGUGCCACAGGAUCUACUGGAGCUACUGGGGCGAUAGGCUCUACAGGGGCAACUGGUGCAACAGGAUCCACGGGAGUAACUGGUGCAACAGGAUCAACGGGCGCAACUGGAGCAACAGGAUCUACAGGUGCAACUGGUGCCACAGGAUCUACUGGGGCGACAGGCUCUACUGGUGCCACAGGAUCUACAGGGACAACAGGAGCGACUGGUGCAACGGGCUCAACGGGCGCAACAGGUGCCACAGGAUCUACUGGUGCAACAGGAUCCACAGGUGCAACUGGUGCCACAGGAUCUACUGGAGCUACUGGGGCGACAGGGGCAACUGGUGCAACAGGAUCAACGGGUGCAACUGGAGCAACAGGAUCUACAGGUGCAACUGGUGCCAAAGGAUCUACAGGGGCAACUGGUUCAACAGGAUCUACAGGAGCGACUGGUGCAACAGGCUCUACUGGUGCCACAGGAUCUACAGGGGCAACUGGUGCCACAGGAUCUACUGGAGCUACUGGGGCGACAGGAUCUACAGGGGCAACUGGUGCAAAAGGAUCCACGGGAGCAACUGGUGCCACAGGAUCAACGGGCGCAACUGGAGCAACAGGAUCUACAGGUGCAACUGGUGCCACAGGAUCUACUGGAGCGACAGGCUCUACUGGUGCAACUGGUGCCACAGGAUCUACAGGGGCAACUGGUUCAACAGGAUCUACAGGAGGGACUGGUGCAACAGGCUCUACUGGUGCCACAGGAUCUACAGGGGCAACUGGUGCCACAGGAUCUACUGGAGCUACUGGGGCGACAGGCUCUACAGGGGCAACAGGUGCAACAGGCUCCACGGGAGCAACUGGUGCCACAGGAUCAACAGGCGUAACUGGAUCGACAGGAUCUACAGGUGCAACUGGUGCAACAGGCUCCACGGGAGCAACUGGUACCACAGGAUCAACGGGCGCAACUGGAGCAACAGGAUCUACAGGUGCAACUGGUGCCACAGGAUCAACUGGGGCGACGGGCUCUACUGGUGCAACUGGUGCCACAGGAUCAACAGGCGCAACUGGAUCAACAGGAUCUACAGGUGCAACAGGCUCCAAGGGAGCAACUGGUGCAACAGGAUCAACGGGUGCAACUGGAGCAACAGGAUCUACAGGUGCAACUGGUGCCACAGGAUCUACAGGGGCAACUGGUGCAACAGGGUCCACAGGAGCGACUGGUGCAACAGGCUCUACUGGUGCCACAGGAUCUACAGGGGCAACAGGAUCUACAGGAGCGACUGGUGCAACGGGAUCGACGGGUGCGACAGGUGCCACGGGAUCUACUGGUGCAACAGGCUCUACUGGUGCCACAGGAUCUACAGGGGCAACAGGAGCGACUGGUGCAACGGGCUCGACGGGCGCAACAGGUGCCACAGGAUCUACUGGUGCAACAGGAUCCACAGGUGCAACUGGUGCCACAGGAUCUACUGGAGCUACUGGGGCGACAGGCUCUACAGGGGCAACUGGUGCCACAGGAUCCACGGGAGCAACUGGUGCAACAGGAUCAACGGGCGCAACUGGAGCAACAGGCGCAAAUGGAUCGACAGGAUCUACAGGUGCAACUGGUGCCACAGGAUCUACUGGGGCGACAGGCUCUACUGGUGCAACUGGUGCCACAGGAUCUACAGGGGCAACUGGUGCCACAGGAUCUACUGGAGCUACUGGGGCGACAGGAUCUACAGGGGCAACAGGUGCAACAGGCUCCACGGGAGCAACUGGUGCCACAGGAUCAACAGGCGCAACUGGAUCGACAGGAUCUACAGGUGCAACUGGUGCCACGGGAUCUACUGGGGCGACAGGCUUUACUGGUGCAACUGGUGCAACAGGAUCUACAGGGGCAACUGGUUCAACAGGAUCUACAGGAGCGACUGGUGCAACAGGCUCUACUGGUGCCACAGGAUCUACAGGGGCAACAGGAGCAACUGGUGCAACGGGCUCGACGGGCGCAACAGGUGCCACAGGAUCUACUGGUGCAACAGGAUCCACAGGUGCAACUGGUGCCACAGGAUCUACUGGAGCUACUGGGGCGACAGGUUCUACAGGGGCAACUGGUGCAACAGGAUCCACGGGAGCAACUGGUGCAACAGGAUCAACGGGCGCAACUGGAGCAACAGGAUCAACGGGCGCAACUGGAGCAACAGGAUCUACAGGUGCAACUGGUGCAACAGGCUCCACGGGAGCAACUGGUGCCACAGGAUCAACAGGCGCAACUGGAUCGACAGGAUCUACAGGUGCAACUGGUGCCACAGGAUCUACUGGGGCGACAGGCUCUACUGGAGCAACUGGUGCCACAGGAUCUACAGGGGCAGCUGGUUCAACAGGAUCUACAGGAGCGACUGGUGCAACAGGCUCUACUGGUGCCACAGGAUCUACAGGGGCAACAGGAGCGACUGGUGCAACGGGCUCAACGGGCGCAACAGGUGCCACAGGAUCUACUGGUGCAACAGGAUCCACAGGUGCAACUGGUGCCACAGGAUCUACUGGAGCUACUGGGGCAACAGGCUCUACAGGGGCAACUGGUGCAACAGGAUCCACGGGUGCAACUGGUGCAACAGGAUCAACGGGCGCAACAGGAUCUACAGGUGCAACUGGUGCCACAGGAUCUACUGGGGCGACAGGCUCUACUGGUGCAACUGGUGUCACAGGAUCUACAGGGGCAACUGGUUCAACAGGAUCUACAGGAGCGACUGGUGCAACAGGCUCUACUGGUGCCACAGGAUCUACAGGGGCAACAGGAGCGACUGGUGCAACGGGCUCGACGGGCGCAACAGGUGCCACAGGAUCUACUGGGGCAACAGGAUCCACAGGUGCAACAGGAUCUACUGGAGCUACUGGGGAGACAGGCUCUACAGGGGCAACUGGUGCAACAGGAUCCACGGGAGCAACUGGUGCAACAGGAUCAACGGGCGCAACUGGAGCAACGGGAUCUACUGGUGCAACUGGUGCCACAGGAUCUACUGGAGCUACUGGGGCGACAGGCUCUACAGGGGCAACUGGUGCAACAGGAUCCAUGGGAGCAACUGGUGCAACAGGAUCAACGGGCGCAACUGGAGCAACAGGAUCAACGGGCGCAACUGGAGCAACAGGAUCUACAGGUGCAACUGGUGCAACAGGCUCCAUGGGAGCAACUGGUGCCACAGGAUCUACAGGGGCAACUGGUUCAACAGGAUCUACAGGAGCAACGGGUGCAACAGGAUCAACGGGCGCAACUGGAGCAACAGGAUCUACUGGUGCAACUGGUGCCACAGGAUCUACUGGAGCUACUGGGGCGACAGGCUCUACAGGGGCAACUGGUGCAACAGGAUCCAUGGGAGCAACUGGUGCAACAGGAUCAACGGGCGCAACUGGAGCAACAGGAUCAACGGGCGCAACUGGAGCAACAGGAUCUACAGGUGCAACUGGUGCAACAGGCUCCAUGGGAGCAACUGGUGCCACAGGAUCAACAGGCGCAACUGGAUCGACAGGAUCUACAGGUGCAACUGGUGCCACAGGAUCUACUGGGGCGACAGGCUCUACUGGUGCAACUGGUGCAACAGGAUCCACGGGAGCAACUGGUGCAACAGGAUCAACGGGCGCAACAGGAUCUACAGGUGCAACUGGUGCCACAGGAUCUACUGGGGCGACAGGCUCUACUGGUGCAACUGGUGUCACAGGAUCUACAGGGGCAACUGGUUCAACAGGAUCUACAGGAGCGACUGGUGCAACAGGUUCUACUGGUGCCACAGGAUCUACAGGGGCAACAGGAGCGACUGGUGCAACGGGCUCGAUGGGUGCAACAGGUGCCACAGGAUCUACUGGGGCAACAGGAUCCACAGGUGCAACAGGAUCUACUGGAGCUACUGGGGAGACAGGCUCUACAGGGGCAACUGGUGCAACAGGAUCCACGGGAGCAACUGGUGCAACAGGAUCAACGGGCGCAACUGGAGCAACAGGAUCUACUGGUGCAACUGGUGCCACAGGAUCUACUGGGGCGACAGGCUCUACUGGUGCAACUGGUGCCACAGGAUCUACAGGGGCAACUGGUUCAACAGGAUCUACAGGAGCAACGGGUGCAACAGGAUCAACGGGCGCAACUGGAGCAACAGGAUCUACUGGUGCAACUGGUGCCACAGGAUCUACUGGAGCUACUGGGGCGACAGGCUCUACAGGGGCAACUGGUGCAACAGGAUCCAUGGGAGCAACUGGUGCAACAGGAUCAACGGGCGCAACUGGAGCAACAGGAUCAACGGGCGCAACUGGAGCAACAGGAUCUACAGGUGCAACUGGUGCAACAGGCUCCAUGGGAGCAACUGGUGCCACAGGAUCAACAGGCGCAACUGGAUCGACAGGAUCUACAGGUGCAACUGGUGCCACAGGAUCUACUGGGGCGACAGGCUCUACUGGUGCAACUGGUGCCACAGGAUCUACAGGGGCAACUGGUUCAACAGGAUCUACAGGAGCGACUGGUGCAACAGGCUCUACUGGUGCCACAGGAUCUACAGGGGCAACAGGAGCGACUGGUGCAACGGGCUCAACGGGCGCAACAGGUGCCACAGGAUCUACUGGUGCAACAGGAUCCACAGGUGCAACUGGUGCCACAGGAUCUACUGGAGCUACUGGGGCGACAGGCUCUACAGGGGCAACUGGUGCAACAGGAUCCACGGGAGCAACUGGUGCAACAGGAUCAACGGGCGCAACUGGAGCAACAGGAUCUACAGGUGCAACUGGUGCCACAGGAUCUACUGGGGCGACAGGCUCUACUGGUGCAACUGGUGUCACAGGAUCUACAGGGGCAACUGGUUCAACAGGAUCUACAGGAGCGACUGGUGCGACAGGAUCUACUGGUGCCACAGGAUCUACAGGGGCAAAUGGUGCCACAGGAUCUACUGGAGCUACUGGGGCGACAGGAUCUACAGGGGCAACAGGUGCAACAGGCUCCACGGGAGCAACUGGUGCCACAGGAUCAACAGGCGCAACUGGAUCGACAGGAUCUACAGGUGCAACUGGUGCCACAGGAUCUACUGGGGCGACAGGCUCUACUGGUGCAACUGGUGCCACGGGAUCUACAGGGGCAACUGGUUCAACAGGAUCUACAGGAGCGACUGGUGCAACAGGCUCUACUGGUGCCACAGGAUCUACAGGGGCAACAGGAGCGACUGGUGCAACGGGUUCGACGGGCGCAACAGGUGCCACAGGAUCUACUGGUGCAACAGGAUCCACAGGUGCAACUGGUGCCACAGGAUCUACUGGAGCUACUGGGGCGACAGGCUCUACAGGGGCAACUGGUGCAACAGGAUCCACGGGAGCAACUGGUGCAACAGGAUCAACGGGCGCAACUGGAGCAACAGGAUCUACAGGUGCAACUGGUGCCACAGGAUCUACUGGGGCGACAGGCUCUACUGGUGCAACUGGUGCCACAGGAUCUACAGGGGCAACUGGUUCAACAGGAUCUACAGGAGCGACUGGUGCAACAGGCUCUACUGGUGCCACAGGAUCUACAGGAGCGACUGGUGCAACGGGCUCGACGGGCGCAACAGGUGCCACAGGAUCUACUGGGGCAACAGGAUCCACAGGUGCAACAGGAUCUACUGGAGCUACUGGGGCGACAGGCUCUACAGGGGCAACUGGCGCAACAGGAUCCACGGGAGCAACUGGUGCAACAGGAUCAACGGGCGCAACUGGAGCAACAGGAUCUACUGGUGCAACUGGUGCCACAGGAUCUACUGGGGCGACAGGCUCUACUGGUGCAACUGGUGCCACAGGAUCUACAGGGUCAACUGGUUCAACAGGAUCUACAGGAGCAACGGGUGCAACAGGAUCAACGGGCGCAACUGGAGCAACAGGAUAUACUGGUGCAACUGGUGCCACGGGAUCUACUGGAGCGACAGGCUCUACUGGUGCAACUGGUGCCACAGGAUCUACAGGGGCAACUGGUUCAACAGGAUCUACAGGAGCGACUGGUGCAACAGGCUCUACUGGUGCCACAGGAUCUACAGGGGCAACUGGUGCCACCGGAUCUACUGGGGCGACAGGCUCUACAGGGGCAACAGGUGCAACAGGCUCCACGGGAGCAACUGGUGCCAUAGGAUCAACGGGCGCAACUGGAUCGACAGGAUCUACAGGUGAAACUGGUGCAACAGGCUCUACGGGAGCAACUGGUGCAACAGGAUCAACGGGUGCUACUGGUGCAACAGGAUCUACAGGUGGAACUGGUGCCACAGGAUCUACAGGGGCAACUGGUGCAACAGGGUCUACAGGAGCGACUGGUGCCACAGGAUCAACGGGCGCAACUGGAGCAACAGGAUCUACAGGUGCAACUGGUGCCACAGGAUCUACUGGGGCAACGGGCUCUACUGGUGCAACUGGUGCCACAGGAUCUACAGGGGCAACUGGUUCAACAGGAGCGACUGGUGCAACAGGCUCUACUGGUGCCACAGGAUCUACAGGGGCAACUGGUGCCACAGGAUCUACUGGAGCUACUGGGGCGACAGGCUCUACAGGAGCAACAGGUGCAACAGGCUCCACGGGAGCAACUGGUGCCACAGGAUCAACAGGCGCAACUGGAUCGACAGGAUCUACAGGUGCAACAGGCUCCACGGGAGCAACUGGUGCAACAGGAUCAACGGGUGCAACUGGAGCAACAGGAUCUACAGGUGCAACUGGUGCCACAGGAUCUACAGGGGCAACUGGUGCAACAGGGUCCACAGGAGCGACUGGUGCAACAGGCUCUACUGGUGCCACAGGAUCUACAGGGGCAACAGGAUCUACAGGAGCGACUGGUGCAACGGGCUCGACGGGCGCAACAGGUGCCACGGGAUCUACUGGUGCAACAGGCUCUACUGGUGCCACAGGAUCUACAGGGGCAACAGGAGCGACUGGUUCAAAGGGCUCGACGGGCGCAACAGGUGCCACAGGAUCUACUGGUGCAACAGGAUCCACAGGUGCAACUGGUGCCACAGGAUCUACUGGAGCUACUGGGGCGACAGGCUCUACAGGGGCAACAGGUGCAACAGGCUCCACGGGAGCAACUGGUGCCACAGGAUCAACAGGCGCAACUGGAUCGACAGGAUCUACAGGUGCAACUGGUGCAACAGGCUCCACGGGAGCAACUGGUGCAACAGGAUCAAUGGGUGCUACUGGUGCAACAGGAUCUACAGGUGGAACUGGUGCCACAGGAUCUACAGGGGCAACUGGUGCAACAGGGUCUUCAGGAGCGACUGGUGCCACAGGAUCAACGGGCGCAACUGGAGCAACAGGAUCUACAGGUGCAACUGGUGCCACAGGAUCUAAAGGGGCAACUGGUGCAACAGGGUCUACAGGAGCGACUGGUGCCACAGGAUCAACGGGCGCAACUGGAGCAACAGGAUCUACAGGUGCAACUGGUGCCACAGGAUCUACAGGGGCAACUGGUGCAACAGGGUCUACAGGAGCGACUGGUGCCACAGGAUCAACGGGCGCAACUGGAGCAACAGGAUCUACAGGUGCAACUGGAGCCACAGGAUCUACUGGGACAACGGGCUCUACUGGUGCAACUGGUGCCACAGGAUCUACAGGGGCAACUGGUUCAACAGGAUCUACAGGAGCGACUGGUGCAACAGGCUCUACUGGUGCCACAGGAUCUACAGGGGCAACUGGUGCCACAGGAUCUACUGGAGCUACUGGGGCGACAGGCUCUACAGGAGCAACAGGCUCCACGGGAGCAACUGGUGCCACAGGAUCAACAGGCGCAACUGGAUCGACAGGAUCUACAGGUGCAACUGGUGCAACAGGAUCAACGGGAGCAACUGGUGCAACAGGAUCAACGGGUGCAACUGGAGCAACAGGAUCUACAGGUGCAACUGGUGCCACAGGAUCUACAGGGGCAACUGGUGCAACAGGGUCCACAGGAGCGACUGGUGCAACAGGCUCUACUGGAGCCACAGGAUCUACAGGGGCAACAGGAUCUACAGGAGCGACUGGUGCAACGGGCUCGACGGGCGCAACAGGUGCCACGGGAUCUACUGGUGCAACAGGCUCUACUGGUGCCACAGGAUCUACAGGGGCAACAGGAGCGACUGGUGCAACGGGCUCGACGGGCGCAACAGGUGCCACAGGAUCUACUGGUGCAACAGGAUCCACGGGUGCAACUGGUGCCACAGGAUCUACUGGAGCUACUGGGGCGACAGGCUCUACAGGGGCAACUGGUGCAACAGGAUCGACGGGAGCAACUGGUGCAACAGGAUCAACGGGCGCAACUGGAGCAACAGGAUCUACAGGUGCAACUGGUGCCACAGGAUCUACUGGGGCGACAGGCUCUACUGGUGCAACUGGUGCCACAGGAUCUACAGGGGCAACUGGUUCAACAGGAUCUACAGGAGCGACUGGUGCAACAGGCUCUACUGGUGCCACAGGAUCUACAGGGGCAACUGGUGCCACAGGUUCUACUGGAGCUACUGGGAACACAGGAUCUACAGGGGCAACUGGUGCAACAGGAUCCACGGGAGCAACUGGUGCCACAGGAUCAACGGGUGCAACUGGAGCAACAGGAUCUACAGGUGCAACUGGUGCCACAGGAUCUACUGGGGCGACGGGCUCUACUGGUGCAACUGGCUCCACGGGAGCAACUGGUGCAACAGGAUCAACGGGUGCAACUGGAGCAACAGGAUCUACAGGUGCAACUGGUGCCACAGGAUCUACAGGGGCAACUGGUGCAACAGGGUCCACAGGAGCGACUGGUGCAACAGGCUCUACUGGUGCCACAGGAUCUACAGGGGCAACAGGAUCUACAGGACCGACUGGUGCAACUGGAGCAACAGGAUCUACAGGUGCAACUGGUGCCACAGGAUCUACAGGGGCAACUGGUGCAACAGGGUCCACAGGAGCGACAGGUGCAACAGGCUCCACGGGAGCAACUGGUGCCACAGGAUCAACAGGCGCAACUGGAUCGACAGGAUCUACAGGUGCAACUGGUGCAACAGGCUCCACGGGAGCAACUGGUGCAACAGGAUCAACGGGUGCAACUGGAGCAACAGGAUCUACAGGUGCAACUGGUGCCACAGGAUCUACAGGGGCAACUGGUGCCACAGGAUCUACAGGGGCAACAGGAACUACAGGAGCGACUGGUGCAGCGGGCUCGACGGGCGCGACAGGUGCCACGGGAUCUACUGGUGCAACAGGCUCUACUGGUGCCACAGGAUCUACAGGGGCAACAGGAGCGACUGGUGCAACGGGCUCGACGGGCGCAACAGGUGCCACAGGAUCUACUGGUGCAACAGGAUCCACAGGUGCAACUGGUGCCACAGGAUCUACUGGAGCUACUGGGGCGACAGGCUCUACAGGUGCAACUGGUGCAACAGGAUCGACGGGAGCAACAGGAUCAACGGGCGCAACUGGAGCAACAGGAUCUACAGGUGCAACUGGUGCCACAGGAUCUACGGGGGCGACAGGCUCUACUGGUGCAACUGGUGCCACAGGAUCUACUGGGGCAACUGGUGCAACAGGAUCCACGGGAGCAACUGGUGCCACAGGAUCAACGGGCGCAACUGGAGCAACAGGAUCUACAGGUGCAACUGGUGCCACAGGAUCUACUGGGGUGACGGGCUCUACUGGUGCAACUGGUGCCACAGGAUCAACAGGCACAACUGGAUCGACAGGAUCAACAGGUGCAACUGGUGCAACAGGCUCCACGGGAGCAACUGGUGCAACAGGAUCAACGGGUGCAACUGGAGCAGUAGGAUCUACAGGUGCAACUGGUGCCACAGGAUCUACAGGGGCAACUGGUGCAACAGGGUCCACAGGAGCGACUGGUGCAACAGGCUCUACUGGUGCCACAGGAUCUACAGGGGCAACAGGAUCUACAGGAACGACUGGUGCAACGGGCUCGACGGGUGCGACAGGUGCCACGGGAUAUACUGGUGCAACAGGCUCUACUGGUGCCACAGGAUCUACAGGGGCAACAGGAGCGACUGGUGCAACGGGCUCGACGGGCGCAACAGGUGCCACAGGAUCUACUGGUGCAACAGGAUCCACAGGUGCAACUGGUGCCACAGGAUCUACUGGAGCUACUGGGGCGACAGGCUCUACAGGGGCAACUGGUGCAACAGGAUCCACGGGAGCAACUGGUGCAACAGGAUCAACGGGCGCAACUGGAGCAACAGGAUCUACAGGUGCAACUGGUGCCACAGGAUCUACUGGGGCGACAGGCUUUACUGGUGCAACUGGUGCCACAGGAUCUACAGGGGCAACUGGUUCAACAGGCUCUACUGGUGCCACAGGAUCUACAGGGGCAACUGGUGCCACCGGAUCUACUGGGGCGACAGGCUCUACAGGUGCCACAGGAUCUACUGGUGCAACAGGAUCCACAGGUGCAACAGGAUCUACUGGAGCUACUGGGGCGACAGGCUCUACAGGGGCAACUGGUGCAACAGGAUCCACGGGAGCAACUGGUGCAACGGGCUCGACGGGCGCAACAGGUGCCACAGGAUCUACUGGUGCAACAGGAUCCACAGGUGCAACUGGUGCCACAGGAUCUACUGGAGCUACUGGGGCGACAGGCUCUACAGGGGCAACUGGUGCAACAGGAUCCACGGGAGCAACUGGUGCAACAGGAUCAACGGGCGCAACUGGAGCAACAGGAUCUACAGGUGUAACUGGUGCCACAGGAUCCACUGGGGCGACAGGCUCUACUGGUGCAACUGGUGCCACAGGAUCUACAGGGGCAACUGGUUCAACAGGAUCUACAGGAGCGACUGGUGCAACAGGCUCUACUGGUGCCACGGGAUCUACAGGGGCAACAGGAGCGACUGGUGCAACGGGCUCGACGGGCGCAACAGGAUCUACUGGUGCAACAGGAUCCACAGGAGCAACUGGUGCCACAGGAUCUACUGGAGCUACUGGGGGGACAGGCUCUACAGGGGCAACUGGUGCAACAGGAUCCACGGGAGCAACUGGUGCAACAGGAUCUACAGGUGCAACUGGUGCCACAGGAUCUACUGGGGCGACAGGCUCUACUGGUGCAACUGGUGCCACAGGAUCUACUGGGGCAACUGGUGCAACAGGAUCCACGGGAGCAACUGGUGCCACAGGAUCAACGGGCGCAACUGGAGCAACAGGAUCUACAGGUGCAACUGGUGCCACAGGAUCUACUGGGGCGACGGGCUCUACAGGAGCGACUGGUGCAACGGGCUCGACGGGUGCGACAGGUGCCACGGGAUAUACUGGUGCAACAGGCUCUACUGGUGCCACAGGAUCUACAGGGGCAACAGGAGCGACUGGUGCAACGGGCUCGACGGGCGCAACAGGUGCCACAGGAUCUACUGGUGCAACAGGAUCCACAGGUGCAACUGGUGCCACAGGAUCUACUGGAGCUACUGGGGCGACAGGCUCUACAGGGGCAACUGGUGCAACAGGAUCCACGGGAGCAACUGGUGCAACAGGAUCAACGGGCGCAACUGGAGCAACAGGAUCUACUGGUGCAACUGGUGCCACAGGAUCAACAGGCACAACUGGAUCGACAGGAUCAACAGGUGCAACUGGUGCAACAGGCUCCACGGGAGCAACUGGUGCAACAGGAUCAACGGGUGCAACUGGAGCAGUAGGAUCUACAGGUGCAACUGGUGCCACAGGAUCUACAGGGGCAACUGGUGCAACAGGGUCCACAGGAGCGACUGGUGCAACAGGCUCUACUGGUGCCACAGGAUCUACAGGGGCAACAGGAUCUACAGGAACGACUGGUGCAACGGGCUCGACGGGUGCGACAGGUGCCACGGGAUAUACUGGUGCAACAGGCUCUACUGGUGCCACAGGAUCUACAGGGGCAACAGGAGCGACUGGUGCAACGGGCUCGACGGGCGCAACAGGUGCCACAGGAUCUACUGGUGCAACAGGAUCCACAGGUGCAACUGGUGCCACAGGAUCUACUGGAGCUACUGGGGCGACAGGCUCUACAGGGGCAACUGGUGCAACAGGAUCCACGGGAGCAACUGGUGCAACAGGAUCAACGGGCGCAACUGGAGCAACAGGAUCUACAGGUGCAACUGGUGCCACAGGAUCUACUGGGGCGACAGGCUUUACUGGUGCAACUGGUGCCACAGGAUCUACAGGGGCAACUGGUUCAACAGGAUCUACAGGUGCCACAGGAUCUACAGGGGCAACUGGUGCCACAGGAUCUACUGGAGCUACUGGGGCGACAGGAUCUACAGGGGCAACAGGUGCAACAGGCUCCACGGGAGCAACUGGUGCCACAGGAUCAACAGGCGCAACUGGAUCGACAGGAUCUACAGGUGCAACUGGUGCCACAGGAUCUACUGGGGCGACAGGCUCUACUGGUGCAACUGGUGCCACAGGAUCUACAGGGGCAACUGGUUCAACAGGAUCUACAGGAGCAACUGGUGCAACAGGCUCUACUGGUGCCACAGGAUCUACAGGGGCAACAGGAGCGACAGGAUCCACAGGUGCAACUGGUGCCACAGGAUCUACUGGAGCUACUGGGGCGACAGGCUCUACAGGGGCAACUGGUGCAACAGGAUCCACGGGAGCAACUGGUGCAACAGGAUCUACAGGUGCAACUGGUGCCACAGGAUCUACUGGGGCGACAGGCUCUACUGGUGCAACUGGUGCCACAGGAUCUACUGGGGCAACUGGUGCAACAGGAUCCACGGGAGCAACUGGUGCCACAGGAUCAACGGGCGCAACUGGAGCAACAGGAUCUACAGGUGCAACUGGUGCCACAGGAUCUACUGGGGCGACGGGCUCUACAGGAGCGACUGGUGCAACGGGCUCGACGGGUGCGACAGGUGCCACGGGAUAUACUGGUGCAACAGGCUCUACUGGUGCCACAGGAUCUACAGGGGCAACAGGAGCGACUGGUGCAACGGGCUCGACGGGCGCAACAGGUGCCACAGGAUCUACUGGUGCAACAGGAUCCACAGGUGCAACUGGUGCCACAGGAUCUACUGGAGCUACUGGGGCGACAGGCUCUACAGGGGCAACUGGUGCAACAGGAUCCACGGGAGCAACUGGUGCAACAGGAUCAACGGGCGCAACUGGAGCAACAGGAUCUACUGGUGCAACUGGUGCCACAGGAUCUACUGGGGCGACAGGCUCUACUGGUGCAACUGGUGCCACAGGAUCUACAGGGGCAACUGGUUCAACAGGAUCUACAGGAGCAACGGGUGCAACAGGAUCAACGGGCGCAACUGGAGCAACAGGAUCUACUGGUGCAACUGGUGCCACAGGAUCUACUGGGGCGACAGGCUCUACUGGUGCAACUGGUGCCACAGGAUCUACAGGGGCAACUGGUUCAACAGGAUCUACAGGAGCGACUGGUGCAACAGGCUCUACUGGUGCCACAGGAUCUACAGGGGCAACUGGUGCCACCGGAUCUACUGGGGCGACAGGCUCUACAGGUGCCACAGGAUCUACUGGUGCAACAGGAUCCACAGGUGCAACAGGAUCUACUGGAGCUACUGGGGCGACAGGCUCUACAGGGGCAACUGGUGCAACAGGAUCCACGGGAGCAACUGGUGCAACGGGCUCGACGGGCGCAACAGGUGCCACAGGAUCUACUGGUGCAACAGGAUCCACAGGUGCAACUGGUGCCACAGGAUCUACUGGAGCUACUGGGGCGACAGGCUCUACAGGGGCAACUGGUGCAACAGGAUCCACGGGAGCAACUGGUGCAACAGGAUCAACGGGCGCAACUGGAGCAACAGGAUCUACAGGUGUAACUGGUGCCACAGGAUCCACUGGGGCGACAGGCUCUACUGGUGCAACUGGUGCCACAGGAUCUACAGGGGCAACUGGUUCAACAGGAUCUACAGGAGCGACUGGUGCAACAGGCUCUACUGGUGCCACAGGAUCUACAGGGGCAACAGGAGCGACUGGUGCAACGGGCUCGACGGGCGCAACAGGUGCCACAGGAUCUACUGGUGCAACAGGAUCCACAGGUGCAACAGGAUCUACUGGAGCUACUGGGGCGACAGGCUCUACAGGGGCAACUGGUGUAACAGGAUCCACGGGAUCUACUGGUGCAACAGGAUCAACGGGCGCAACUGGAGCAACAGGAUCUACUGGUGCAACUGGUGCCACAGGAUCUACUGGGGCGACAGGCUCUACUGGUGCAACUGGUGCCACAGGAUCUACAGGGGCAACUGGUUCAACAGGAUCUACAGGAGCAACGGGUGCAACAGGAUCAACGGGCGCAACUGGAGCAACAGGAUCUACUGGUGCAACUGGUGCCACAGGAUCUACUGGGGCGACAGGCUCUACUGGUGCAACUGGUGCCACAGGAUCUACAGGGGCAACUGGUUCAACAGGAUCUACAGGAGCGACUGGUGCAACAGGCUCUACUGGUGCCACGGGAUCUACAGGGGCAACAGGAGCGACUGGUGCAACGGGCUCGACGGGCGCAACAGGAUCUACUGGUGCAACAGGAUCCACAGGAGCAACUGGUGCCACAGGAUCUACUGGAGCUACUGGGGGGACAGGCUCUACAGGGGCAACUGGUGCAACAGGAUCCACGGGAGCAACUGGUGCAACAGGAUCUACAGGUGCAACUGGUGCCACAGGAUCUACUGGGGCGACAGGCUCUACUGGUGCAACUGGUGCCACAGGAUCUACUGGGGCAACUGGUGCAACAGGAUCCACGGGAGCAACUGGUGCCACAGGAUCAACGGGCGCAACUGGAGCAACAGGAUCUACAGGUGCAACUGGUGCCACAGGAUCUACUGGGGCGACGGGCUCUACAGGAGCGACUGGUGCAACGGGCUCGACGGGUGCGACAGGUGCCACGGGAUAUACUGGUGCAACAGGCUCUACUGGUGCCACAGGAUCUACAGGGGCAACAGGAGCGACUGGUGCAACGGGCUCGACGGGCGCAACAGGUGCCACAGGAUCUACUGGUGCAACAGGAUCCACAGGUGCAACUGGUGCCACAGGAUCUACUGGAGCUACUGGGGCGACAGGCUCUACAGGGGCAACUGGUGCAACAGGAUCCACGGGAGCAACUGGUGCAACAGGAUCAACGGGCGCAACUGGAGCAACAGGAUCUACUGGUGCAACUGGUGCCACAGGAUCUACUGGGGCGACAGGCUCUACUGGUGCAACUGGUGCCACAGGAUCUACAGGGGCAACUGGUUCAACAGGAUCUACAGGAGCAACGGGUGCAACAGGAUCAACGGGCGCAACUGGAGCAACAGGAUCUACUGGUGCAACUGGUGCCACAGGAUCUACUGGGGCGACAGGCUCUACUGGUGCAACUGGUGCCACAGGAUCUACAGGGGCAACUGGUUCAACAGGAUCUACAGGAGCGACUGGUGCAACAGGCUCUACUGGUGCCACAGGAUCUACAGGGGCAACUGGUGCCACCGGAUCUACUGGGGCGACAGGCUCUACAGGUGCCACAGGAUCUACUGGUGCAACAGGAUCCACAGGUGCAACAGGAUCUACUGGAGCUACUGGGGCGACAGGCUCUACAGGGGCAACUGGUGCAACAGGAUCCACGGGAGCAACUGGUGCAACGGGCUCGACGGGCGCAACAGGUGCCACAGGAUCUACUGGUGCAACAGGAUCCACAGGUGCAACUGGUGCCACAGGAUCUACUGGAGCUACUGGGGCGACAGGCUCUACAGGGGCAACUGGUGCAACAGGAUCCACGGGAGCAACUGGUGCAACAGGAUCAACGGGCGCAACUGGAGCAACAGGAUCUACAGGUGUAACUGGUGCCACAGGAUCCACUGGGGCGACAGGCUCUACUGGUGCAACUGGUGCCACAGGAUCUACAGGGGCAACUGGUUCAACAGGAUCUACAGGAGCGACUGGUGCAACAGGCUCUACUGGUGCCACAGGAUCUACAGGGGCAACAGGAGCGACUGGUGCAACGGGCUCGACGGGCGCAACAGGUGCCACAGGAUCUACUGGUGCAACAGGAUCCACAGGUGCAACAGGAUCUACUGGAGCUACUGGGGCGACAGGCUCUACAGGGGCAACUGGUGUAACAGGAUCCACGGGAUCUACUGGUGCAACAGGAUCAACGGGCGCAACUGGAGCAACAGGAUCUACUGGUGCAACUGGUGCCACAGGAUCUACUGGGGCGACAGGCUCUACUGGUGCAACAGGUGCCACAGGAUCUACAGGGGCAACUGGUUCAACAGGAUCUACAGGAGCAACGGGUGCAACAGGAUCAACGGGCGCAACUGGAGCAACAGGAUCUACUGGUGCAACUGGUGCCACAGGAUCUACUGGGGCGACAGGCUCUACUGGUGCAACUGGUGCCACAGGAUCUACAGGGGCAACUGGUUCAACAGGAUCUACAGGAGCGACUGGUGCAACAGGCUCUACUGGUGCCACGGGAUCUACAGGGGCAACAGGAGCGACUGGUGCAACGGGCUCGACGGGCGCAACAGGAUCUACUGGUGCAACAGGAUCCACAGGAGCAACUGGUGCCACAGGAUCUACUGGAGCUACUGGGGGGACAGGCUCUACAGGGGCAACUGGUGCAACAGGAUCCACGGGAGCAACUGGUGCAACAGGAUCAACGGGCGCAACUGGAGCAACAGGAUCUACAGGUGCAACUGGUGCCACAGGAUCUACUGGGGCGACAGGCUCUACUGGUGCAACUGGUGCCACAGGAACUACAGGGGCAACUGGUUCAACAGGAUCUACAGGAGCGACUGGUGCAACAGGCUCGACUGGUGCCACAGGAUCUACAGGGGCAACAGGUGCAAGAGGGUCUACAGGAGCAACUGGUGCCACAGGAUCAACAGGCGCAACUGGAUCGACAGGAUCUACAGGUGCAACUGGUGCAACAGGCUCCACGGGAGCUACUGGUGCAAUAGGAUCAACGGGUGCAACUGGAGCAACAGGAUCUACAGGUGCAACUGGUGCCACAGGAUCAACAGGCUCUACUGGUGCAACUGGUGCCACAGGAUCUACAGGGGCAACUGGUUCAACAGGAUCUACAGGAGCGACUGGAGCAACAGGCUCUACUGGUGCCACAGGAUCUACAGGGGCAACUGGUGCCACCGGAUCUACUGGGGCGACAGGCUCUACAGGGGCAACAGGUGCAACAGGCUCAACGGGAGCAACUGGUGCCACAGGAUCAACAGGCGCAACUGGAUCGACAGGAUCUACAGGUGCAACUGGUGCAACAGGCUCCACGGGAGCAACUGGUGCAACAGGAUCAACGGGUGCUACUGGUGCAACAGGAUCUACAGGAGCAACUGGAGCAACAGGAUCUACAGGUGCAACUGGUGCCACAGGAUCUACUGGGGCGACAGGCUCUACUGGUGCAACUGGUGCCACAGGAUCUACAGGGGCAACUGGUUCAACAGGAUCUACAGGAGCGACUGGUGCAACAGGCUCUACUGGUGCCACAGGAUCUACAGGGGCAACUGGUGCCACCGGAUCUACUGGAGCGACAGGCUCUACAGGGGCAACAGGUGCAACAGGCUCCACGGGAGCAACUGGUGCCACAGGAUCAACAGGCGCAACUGGAUCGACAGGAUCUACAGGUGCAACUGGUGCAACAGGCUCCACGGGAGCAACUGGUGCAACAGGAUCAACGGGUGCUACUGGUGCAACAGGAUCUACAGGUGCAACUGGUGCCACAGGCUCUACUGGUGCAACUGGUGCCACAGGAUCUACAGGGGCAACUGGUUCAACAGGAUCUACAGGAGCGACUGGUGCAACAGGCUCUACUGGUGCCACAGGAUCUACAGGGGCAACUGGUGCCACAGGAUCUACUGGAGCUACUGGGGCGACAGGAUCUACAGGGGCAACAGGUGCAACAGGCUCCACGGGAGCAACUGGUGCCACAGGAUCAACAGGCGCAACUGGAUCGACAGGAUCUACAGGUGCAACUGGUGCCACAGGAUCUACUGGGGCGACAGGCUCUACUGGUGCAACUGGUGCCACAGGAUCUACAGGGGCAACUGGUUCAACAGGAUCUACAGGAGCGACUGGUGCAACAGGCUCUACUGGUGCCACGGGAUCUACAGGGGCAACAGGAGCGACUGGUGCAACGGGCUCGACGGGCGCAACAGGAUCUACUGGUGCAACAGGAUCCACAGGUGCAACUGGUGCCACAGGAUCUACUGGAGCUACUGGGGCGACAGGCUCUACAGGGGCAACUGGUACAACAGGAUCCACGGGAGCAACUGGUGCAACAGGAUCAACGGGCGCAACUGGAGCAACAGGAUCUACAGGUGCAACUGGUGCCACAGGAUCUACUGGGGCGACAGGCUCUACUGGUGCAACUGGUGCCACAGGAUCUACUGGAGCUACUGGGGCGACAGGCUCUACAGGGGCAACUGGUGCAACAGGAUCCACGGGGGCAACUGGUGCAACAGGAUCAACGGGCGCAACUGGAGCAACAGGAUCUACAGGUGCAACUGGUGCCACAGGAUCUACUGGGGCGACGGGCUCUACUGGUGCAACUGGUUCAACAGGAUCUACAGGAGCGACUGGUGCAACAGGCUCUACUGGUGCCACUGGGUCUACAGGUGCAACUGGUGCCACAGGAUCUACUGGAGCUACUGGGGCGACAGGCUCUACAGGGGCAACAGGAUCUACAGGGGCAACUGGUGCAACAGGGUCAACAGGAGCGACUGGUGCAACAGGCUCUAUUGGUGCCACAGGAUCUACAGGGGCAACAGGAUCUACAGGAGCGACUGGUGCAACGGGCUCGACGGGCGCGACAGGUGCCACGGGAUCUACUGGUGCAACAGGCUCUACCGGUGCCACAGGAUCUACAGGGGCAAUAGGAGCGACUGGUGCAACGGGCUCGACGGGCGCAACAGGUGCCACAGGAUCUACUGGUGCAACAGGAUCUACAGGAGCAACUGGCGCAACAGGGUCUACAGGAGCGACAGGCUCUACAGGGGCCACUGGUGCAACAGGGCUAAGAGGUGCUACAGGACCAAGUGGUGCUACAGGACCAAGUGGUGCUACAGGACCAAGUGGGGCAACAGGUCCUAACGGGACAAUAGGACCAAGUGGUGCUACAGGACCAAGUGGUGCACAAGGCCCGACUGGAAAUAUUGGAGAAACUGGUUCCACAGGACCAUCUGGAGCAGUAGGUCCAACUGGAGCAACGGGACUAACAGGUUCAGAUGGCUCAACAGGGCAAACUGGUGCUACUGGUCCAACAGGAGCAACAGGAGUUACAGGGGCCACAGGAGCAUUUGGGGCAACUGGAAUAACUGGGUUGACAGGACCAACUGGUGCAACAGGACCAACAGGUGAAACUGGACCGACAGGUGCAACUGGUCAGAUUGGAUCAACAGGUCCUACAGGUGCAAGUGGUGCCACGGGUUCUACAGGGUCCACUGGCGCCACGGGUUCAACAGGGGCCACAGGAUCUACUGGUGCGACGGGUUCUACUGGAGCCACUGGUGCAACUGGCUCCACGGGCGCAACUGGUGCCACGGGAUCCACAGGAGCAACUGGUGCUACAGGAUCUACAGGGGCAACUGGUGAAACUGGUUCUACAGGAGCGACAGGUGCAACAGGAUCAACUGGUGCAACUGGCUCUACAGGAGCGACAGGUGCCACAGGAUCUACUGGAGCUACUGGUGCAACAGGCUCUACGGGUGCAACUGGUGCCACGGGAUCUACAGGGGCAACUGGCUCUACAGGAGCGACAGGUGCCACUGGAUCAACUGGAGCUACUGGUGCAACAGGCUCUACAGGAGCGACAGGUGCAACAGGAUCUACUGGUGCAACAGGCUCUACGGGUGCAACUGGUGCCACAGGAUCUACAGGGGCAACUGGUGCAACUGGCUCUACAGGAGCGACAGGUGCCACAGGAUCUACUGGAGCUACCGGUGCAACAGGCUCUACGGGUGCAACUGGAGCCACAGGAUCAACGGGGGCAACUGGCUCUACAGGAGCGACAGGUGCCACAGGAGCAACUGGUGCAACAGGCUCUACGGGUGCAACUGGUGCCACAGGAUCUACAGGGGCAACUGGUGCAAAUGGCUCUACAGGAGCGACAGGUGCCACAGGAUCUACUGGAGCUACCGGUGCAACAGGCUCCACGGGCGCAACUGGUGCUACCGGAUCUACUGGAGCCACUGGUGCAACUGGCUCUACGGGAGCAACUGGUGACACAGGAUCUACUGGAGCGACAGGGGCCACGGGCUCUACGGGUGCAACUGGUGCCCCAGGAUCUACAGGGGCAACUGGUGCAACUGGCUCUACAGGAGCGACAGGUGCAACUGGAUCUACUGGAGCUACUGGUGCAACAGGCUCUACGGGCGCAACUGGUGCUACCGGAUCUACUGGAGCCACUGGUGCAACUGGCUCUACGGGAGCAACUGGUGACACAGGAUCUACUGGAGCGACAGGGGCCACGGGCUCUACGGGUGCAACUGGUGCCACAGGAUCUACAGGGGCAACUGGCUCUACAGGAGCGACAGGUGCAACUGGAUCUACUGGAGCUACUGGUGCAACAGGCUAUACGGGUGCAACUGGAGCCACAGGAUCUACGGGGGCAACUGGUGCUACUGGGUCUACAGGAGCGACAGGUGCCACAGGAUCUACUGGUGCAACAGGCUCUACGGGUGCAACUGGUGCCACAGGAUCUACAGGGGCAACUGGUGCAACUGGCUCUACAGGAGCGACAGGUGCCACAGGAUCUACUGGAGCUACUGGUGCAACAGGCUCUACGGGUGCAACUGGUGCCACAGGAUCUACAGGGGCAACUGGUGCAACUGGCUCUACAGGAGCGACAGGUGCCACAGGAUCUACUGGAGCAACUGGUGCUACCGGAUCUACUGGAGCCACUGGUGCAACUGGCUCUACGGGAGCAACUGGUGACACAGGGUCUACUGGAGCGACAGGGGCCACUGGUGCAACUGGCUCUACAGGAGCGACAGGUGCCACAGGAUCUACUGGAGCUACUGGUGCAACAGGCUCUACGGGUGCAACUGGUGCCACAGGAUCUACAGGGGCAACUGGUGCAACUGGCUCUACAGGAGCGACAGGUGCCACAGGAUCUACUGGAGCAACUGGUGCUACCGGAUCUACUGGAGCCACUGGUGCAACUGGCUCUACGGGAGCAACUGGUGACACAGGAUCUACUGGAGCGACAGGGGCCACGGGCUCUACGGGUGCAACUGGUGCCACAGGAUCUACAGGGGCAACUGGUGCAACUGGCUCUACAGGAGCGACAGGUGCAACUGGAUCUACUGGCGCUACUGGUGCAACAGGCUAUACGGGUGCAACUGGAGCCACAGGAUCUACGGGGGCAACUGGUGCUACUGGGUCUACAGGAGCGACAGGUGCCACAGGAUCUACUGGUGCAACAGGCUCUACGGGCGCAACUGGUUCUACAGGAUCUACUGGGGCCACUGGCUCUACAGGAGCGACAGGUGCAACUGGAUCUACUGGAGCAACAGGGGCCACGGGAUCUACGGGUGCAACUGGUGCCACAGGAUCUACAGGGGCAACUGGUGCAACUGGGUCUACGGGCGCAACUGGUGCUACAGGAUCUACUGGAGCCACUGGUGCAACUGGCUCUACAGGAGCGACAGGUGCCACAGGAUCUACUGGAGCUACCGGUGCAACAGGCUCCACGGGCGCAACUGGUGCUACCGGAUCUACUGGAGCUACUGGUGCAACUGGCUCUACGGGAGCAACCGGUGAUACAGGAUCUACUGGAGCGACAGGGGCCACGGGCUCUACGGGUGCAACUGGUGCCACAGGAUCUACAGGAGCAACUGGUUCUACAGGAGCGACAGGUCCAACUGGAUCUACUGGAGCUACUGGUGCAACAGGCUCUACGGGUGCAACUGGUGCCACAGGAUCUACAGGGGCAACUGGUGCAACUGGCUCUACAGGAGCGACAGGUGCCACAGGAUCUACUGGAGCUACCGGUGCAACAGGCUCUACGGGCGCAACUGGUGCUACCGGAUCUACUGGAGCCACUGGUGCAACUGGCUCUACUGGAGCAACUGGUGACACAGGAUCUACUGGAGCGACAGGGGCCACGGGCUCUACGGGUGCAACUGGUGCCACAGGAUCUACAGGGGCAACUGGUGCAACUGGCUCUACAGGAGCGACAGGUGCCACAGGAUCUACUGGAGCUACCGGUGCAACAGGCUCUACGGGCGCAACUGGUGCUACCGGAUCUACUGGAGCCACUGGUGCAACUGGCUCUACGGGAGCAACUGGUGACACAGGAUCUACUGGAGCGACAGGGGCCACGGGCUCUACGGGUGCAACUGGUGCCACAGGAUCUACAGGGGCAACUGGUGCAACUGGCUCUACAGGAGCGACAGGUGCAACUGGAUCUACUGGAGCUACUGGUGCAACAGGCUCUACGGGUGCAACUGGAGCCACAGGAUCUACGGGGGCAACUGGUGCUACUGGGUCUACAGGAGCCACAGGAUCUACUGGUGCAACAGGCUCUACGGGCGCAACUGGUUCUACAGGAUCUACUGGAGCCACUGGCUCUACAGGAGCGACAGGUGCCACUGGAUCUACUGGAGCAACUGGCUCUACAGGAGCGACAGGUGCAACUGGAUCUACUGGAGCUAUUGGUGCAACAGGCUCUACGGGUGCAACUGGAGCCACAGGAUCUACGGGGGCAACUGGUGCUACUGGGUCUACAGGAGCGACAGGUGCCACAGGAUCUACUGGUGCAACAGGCCCUACGGGCGCAACUGGUUCUACAGGAUCUACUGGAGCCACUGGCUCUACAGGAGCGACAGGUGCCACUGGAUCUACUGGAGCAACAGGGGCCAUGGGAUCUACGGGUGCAACUGGUGCCACAGGAUCUACAGGGGCAACUGGUGCAACUGGGUCUACGGGCGCAACUGGUGCUACAGGAUCUACUGGAGCCACUGGUGCAACUGGCUCUACGGGAGCAACUGGUGAUACAGGAUCUACUGGAGCGACAGGGGCCACGGGCUCUACGGGUGCAACUGGUGCCACAGGAUCUACAGGAGCAACUGGUGCAACUGGUUCUACAGGAGCGACAGGUGCAACUGGAUCUACUGGAGCUACUGGUGCAACAGGCUCUACGGGUGCAACUGGUGCCACAGGAUCUACAGGGGCAACUGGUGCAACUGGCUCUACAGGAGCGACAGGUGCAACUGGAUCUACUGGAGCUACUGGUGCAACAGGCUCUACGGGUGCAACUGGUGCCACAGGAUCUACAGGGGCAACUGGUGCAACUGGCUCUACAGGAGCGACAGGUGCCACAGGAUCUACUGGAGCUACCGGUGCAACAGGCUCUACGGGCGCAACUGGUGCUACCGGAUCUACUGGAGCCACUGGUGCAACUGGCUCUACGGGAGCAACUGGUGACACAGGAUCUACUGGAGCGACAGGGGCCACGGGCUCUACGGGUGCAACUGGUGCCACAGGAUCUACAGGGGCAACUGGUGCAACUGGCUCUACAGGAGCGACAGGUGCAACUGGAUCUACUGGUGCAACAGGCUCUACGGGUGCAACUGGAGCCACAGGAUCUACGGGGGCAACUGGUGCUACUGGGUCUACAGGAGCGACAGGUGCCACAGGAUCUACUGGUGCAACAGGCUCUACGGGACCAACUGGUUCUACAGGAUCUACUGGAGCCACUGGCUCUACAGGAGCGACAGGUGCCACUGGAUCUACUGGAGCAACAGGGGCCACGGGAUCUACGGGUGCAACUGGUGCCACAGGAUCUACAGGGGCAACUGGCUCUACGGGCGCAACUGGGGCUACAGGAUCUACUGGAGUCACUGGAGCAACUGGCUCUACAGGAGCGACAGGUGCAACAGGAUCAACUGGUGCAACUGGCUCUACAGGAGCGACAGGUGCCACAGGAUCUACUGGUGCAACAGGCUCUACGGGUGCAACUGGUGCCACAGGAUCUACAGGGGCAACUGGUGCAACUGGCUCUACAGGAGCGACAGGUGCCACAGGAUCAACUGGAGCUACCGGUGCAACGGGCUCCACGGGUGCAACUGGUGCUACCGGAUCUACUGGAUCCACUGGUGCAACUGGAUCUACGGGAGCUACUGGUGCAACAGGCUCUACGGGUGCAACUGGUUCUACAGGAUCUACUGGAGCCACUGGCUCUACAGGAGCGACAGGUGCCACUGGAUCUACUGGAGCAACAGGGGCCACGGGAUCUACGGGUGCAACUGGUGCCACAGGAUCUACAGGGGCAACUGGUGCAACUGGGUCUACGGGUGCAACUGGUGCCACAGGAUCUACAGGGGCAACUGGUGCAACUGGCUCUACGGGUGCAACUGGUGCCACAGGAUCUACAGGGGCAACUGGUGCAACUGGCUCUACAGGAGCGACAGGUGCCACAGGAUCAACUGGAGCUACCGGUGCAACGGGCUCCACGGGCGCAACUGGUGCUACCGGAUCUACUGGAUCCACUGGUGCAACUGGCUCUACGGGAGCUACUGGUGCAACAGGCUCUACUGGAGCAACAGGGGCCACGGGAUCUACUGGUGCAACUGGUGCCACAGGAUCUACAGGGGCAACUGGUGCAACUGGUUCUACAGGAGCAACAGGUGCAACUGGAUCUACUGGAGCUACUGGUGCAACAGGCUCUACGGGUGCAACUGGUGCCACAGGAUCUACAGGGGCAACUGGUGCAACUGGCUCUACAGGAGCGACAGGUGCCACAGGAUCUACUGGAGCUACCGGUGCAACAGGCUCUAUGGGCGCAACUGGUGCUACCGGAUCUACUGGAGCCACUGGUGCAACUGGCUCUACGGGAGCAACUGGUGACACAGGAUCUACUGGAGCGACAGGGGCCACGGGCUCUACGGGUGCAACUGGUGCCACAGGAUCUACAGGGGCAACUGGUGCAACUGGCUCUACAGGAGCGACAGGUGCCACAGGAUCUACUGGAGCUACCGGUGCAACAGGCUCUACGGGAGCAACUGGUGCUACCGGAUCUACUGGAGCCACUGGUGCAACUGGCUCUACGGGAGCAACUGGUGACACAGGAUCUACUGGAGCGACAGGGGCCACGGGCUCUACGGGUGCAACUGGUGCCACAGGAUCUACAGGGGCAACUGGUGCAACUGGCUCUACAGGAGCGACAGGUGCAACUGGAUCUACUGGAGCUACUGGUGCAACAGGCUCUACGGGUGCAACUGGAGCCACAGGAUCUACAGGGGCAACUGGUGCAACUGGCUCUACAGGAGCGACAGGUGCCACAGGAUCUACUGGAGCUUCCGGUGCAACAGGCUCUACGGGCGCAACCGGUGCUACCGGAUCUACUGGAGCCACUGGUGCAACUGGCUCUACUGGAGCAACUGGUGACACAGGAUCUACUGGAGCCACUGGUGCAACUGGCUCUACGGGAGCAACUGGUGAUACAGGAUCUACUGGAGCGACAGGGGCCACGGGCUCUACGGGUGCAACUGGAGCAACUGGUGCAACUGGAUCUACUGGAGCUACUGGUGCAACAGGCUCUACGGGUGCAACUGGUGCCACAGGAUCUACAGGGGCAACUGGUGCAACUGGCUCUACAGGAGCGACAGGUGCCACAGGAUCUAAUGGAGCUACCGGUGCAACAGGCUCUACGGGCGCAACUGGUGCUACCGGAUCUACUGGAGCCACUGGUGCAACUGGCUCUACUGGAGCAACUGGUGACACAGGAUCUACUGGAGCGACAGGGGCCACGGGCUCUACGGGUGCAACUGGUGCCACAGGAUCUACAGGGGCAACUGGUGCAACUGGCUCUACAGGAGCGACAGGUGCAACUGGAUCUACUGGAGCUACUGGUGCAACAGGCUCUACGGGUGCAACUGGUGCCACAGGAUCUACAGGGGCAACUGGUGCAACUGGCUCUACAGGAGCGACAGGUGCCACAGGAUCUACUGGAGCUACCGGUGCAACAGGCUCUACGGGGGCAACUGGUGCUACCGGAUCUACUGGAGCCACUGGUGCAACUGGCUCUACGGGAGCAACUGGUGACACAGGAUCUACUGGAGCGACAGGGGCCACGGGCUCUACGGGUGCAACUGGUGCCACAGGAUCUACAGGGGCAACUGGUGCAACUGGCUCUACAGGAGCGACAGGUGCAACUGGAUCUACUGGAGCUACUGGUGCAACAGGCUCUACGGGUGCAACUGGAGCCACAGGAUCUACGGGGGCAACUGGUGCUACUGGGUCUACAGGAGCGACAGGUGCCACAGGAUCUACUGGUGCAACAGGCUCUACGGGCGCAACUGGUUCUACAGGAUCUACUGGAGCCACUGGCUCUACAGGAGCGACAGGUGCCACUGGAUCUACUGGAGCAACAGGGGCCAGUGGAUCUACGGGUGCAACUGGUGCCACAGGAUCUACAGGGGCAACUGGUGCAACUGGGUCUACGGGCGCAACUGGUGCUACAGGAUCUACUGGAGCCACUGGGGCAACUGGCUCUACAGGAGCAACAGGUGCAACAGGAUCAACUGGUGCAACUGGCUCUACAGGAGCGACAGGUGCCACAGGAUCUACUGGUGCAACAGGCUCUACGGGUGCAACUGGUGCCACAGGAUCUACAGGGGCAAGUGGUGCAACUGGCUCUACAGGAGCGACAGGUGCCACAGGAUCAACUGGAGCUACUGGUGCAACGGGCUCCACGGGCGCAACUGGUGCUACCGGAUCUACUGGAUCCACUGGUGCAACUGGAUCUACGGGAGCUACUGGUGCAACAGGCUCUACGGGUGCAACUGGUUCUACAGGAUCUACUGGAGCCACUGGCUCUACAGGAGCGACAGGUGCCACUGGAUCUACUGGAGCAACAGGGGCCACGGGAUCUACGGGUGCAACUGGUGCCACUGGAUCUACUGGAGCAACAGGGGCCACGGGAUCUACGGGUGCAACUGGUGCCACAGGAUCUACAGGGGCAACUGGGUCUACGGGUGCAACUGGUGCCACAGGAUCUACAGGGGCAACUGGUGCAACUGGAGCCACUGGCUCUACAGGAGCGACAGGUGCCACUGGAUCUACUGGAGCAACAGGGGCCACGGGAUCUACGGGUGCAACUGGUGCCACAGGAUCUACAGGGGCAACUGGGUCUACGGGCGCAACUGGUGCUACAGGAUCUACUGGAGCCACUGGUGCAACUGGCUCUACAGGAGCGACAGGUGCAACAGGAUCAACUGGUGCAACUGGCUCUACAGGAGCGACAGGUGCCACAGGAUCUACUGGUGCAACAGGCUCUACGGGUGCAACUGGUGCCACAGGAUCUACAGGGGCAACUGGAUCUACAGGAGCGACAGGUGCCACAGGAUCAACUGGAGCUACCGGUGCAACGGGCUCCACGGGCGCAACUGGUGCAACUGGCUCUACUGGAUCCACUGGUGCAACUGGCUCUACGGGAGCUACUGGUGCAACAGGCUCUACGGGUGCAACUGGUUCUACAGGAUCUACUGGAGCCACUGGCUCUACAGGAGCGACAGGUGCCACUGGAUCUACUGGAGCUACUGGUGCAACAGGCUCUGCGGGUGCAACUGGUGCCACAGGAUCUACAGGGGCAACUGGUGCAACUGGCUCUACAGGAGCGACAGGUGCCACAGGAUCUACUGGAGCUACUGGUGCAACAGGCUCUACGGGUGCAACUGGUGCCACGGGAUCUACAGGGGCAACUGGUGCAACUGGCUCUACAGGAGCGACAGGUGCCACUGGAUCUACUGGAGCAACAGGGGCCACGGGAUCUACGGGUGCAACUGGUGCCACAGGAUCUACAGGGGCAACUGGUGCAACUGGGUCUACGGGCGCAACUGGUGCUACAGGAUCUACUGGAGCCACUGGUGCAACUGGCUCUACAGGAGCGACAGGUGCAACAGGAUCAACUGGUGCAACUGGAUCUACAGGAGCGACAGGUGCCACAGGAUCUACUGGUGCAACAGGCUCUACGGGUGCAACUGGUGCCACAGGAUCUACAGGGGCAACUGGCUCUACAGGAGCGACAGGUGCCACAGGAUCAACUGGAGCUACCGGUGCAACGGGCUCCACGGGCGCAACUGGUGCUACCGGAUCUACUGGAUCCACUGGUGCAACUGGCUCUACGGGAGCUACUGGUGCAACAGGCUCUACGGGUGCAACUGGUUCUACAGGAUCUACUGGAGCCACUGGCUCUACAGGAGCGACAGGUGCCACUGGAUCUACUGGAGCUACUGGUGCAACAGGCUCUACGGGUGCAACUGGUGCCACAGGAUCUACAGGGGCAACUGGUGCAACUGGCUCUACAGGAGCGACAGGUGCCACAGGAUCUACUGGAGCUACUGGUGCAACAGGCUCUACGGGUGCAACAGGUGCCACUGGAUCUACUGGAGCAACAGGGGCCACGGGAUCUACGGGUGCAACUGGUGCCACAGGAUCUACAGGGGCAACUGGUGCAACUGGGUCUACGGGCGCAACUGGUGCUACAGGAUCUACUGGAGCCACUGGUGCAACUGGCUCUACAGGAGCGACAGGUGCAACAGGAUCAACUGGUGCAACUGGCUCUACAGGAGCGACAGGUGCCACAGGAUCUACUGGUGCAACAGGCUCUACGGGUGCAACUGGUGCCACAGGAUCUACAGGGGCAACUGGUGCAACUGGCUCUACAGGAGCGACAGGUUCCACUGGAUCUACUGGAGGAACAGGGGCCACAGGAUCUACGGGUGCAACUGGUGCCACAGGAUCUACAGGGGCAACUGGUGCAACUGGGUCUACGGGCGCAACUGGUGCCACAGGAUCUACAGGGGCAACUGGUGCGACUGGCUCUACAGGAGCGACAGGUGCCACAGGAUCUACUGGAGCUACCGGUGCAACAGGCUCUACGGGCGCAACUGGUGCUACCGGAUCUACUGGAGCCACUGGUGCAACUGGCUCUACUGGAGCAACUGGUGACACAGGAUCUACUGGAGCGACAGGGGCCACGGGCUCUACGGGUGCAACUGGUGCCACAGGAUCUACAGGGGCAACUGGUGCAACUGGCUCUACAGGAGCGACAGGUGCAACUGGAUCUACUGGAGCUACUGGUGCAACAGGCUCUACGGGUGCAACUGGUGCCACAGGAUCUACAGGGGCAACUGGUGCAACUGGCUCUACAGGAGCGACAGGUGCCACAGGAUCUACUGGAGCCACCGGUGCAACAGGCUCUACGGGCGCAACUGGUGCUACUGGCUCUACUGGAGCCACUGGUGCAACUGGCUCUACGGGAGCAACUGGUGACACAGGAUCUACUGGAGCGACAGGGGCCACGGGCUCUACGGGUGCAACUGGUGCCACAGGAUCUACAGGGGCAACUGGUGCAACUGGCUCUACAGGAGCGACAGGUGCAACUGGAUCUACUGGAGCUACUGGUGCAACAGGCUCUACGGGUGCAACUGGAGCCACAGGAUCUACGGGGGCAACUGGUGCUACUGGGUCUACAGGAGCGACAGGUGCCACAGGAUCUACUGGUGCAACAGGCUCUACGGGCGCAACUGGUUCUACAGGAUCUACUGGAGCCACUGGCUCUACAGGAGCGACAGGUGCCACUGGAUCUACUGGAGCAACAGGGGCCACGGGAUCUACGGGUGCAACUGGUGCCACAGGAUCUACAGGGGCAACUGGUGCAACUGGUUCUACAGGAGCGACUGGAUCUACUGGGGCUACCGGUGCAACAGGCUCUACGGGUGCAACUGGUGCCACAGGAUCUACAGGGGCAACUGGUGCAACUGGCUCUACAGGAGCGACAGGUGCCACAGGAUCUACUGGAGCUACCGGUGCAACAGGCUCUACGGGCGCAACUGGUGCUACCGGAUCUACUGGAGCCACUGGUGCAACUGGCUCUACGGGAGCAACUGGUGACACAGGAUCUACUGGAGCGACAGGGGCCACGGGCUCUACGGGUGCAACUGGUGCCACAGGAUCUACAGGGGCAACUGGUGCAACUGGCUCUACAGGAGCGACAGGUGCAACUGGAUCUACUGGAGCUACUGGUGCAACAGGCUCUAUGGGCGCAACUGGUGCUACCGGAUCUACUGGAGCCACUGGUGCAACUGGCUCUACGGGAGCAACUGGUGACACAGGAUCUACUGGAGCGACAGGGGCCACGGGCUCUACGGGUGCAACUGGUGCCACAGGAUCUACAGGGGCAACUGGUGCAACUGGCUCUACAGGAGCGACAGGUGCAACUGGAUCUACUGGAGCUACUGGUGCAACAGGCUCUACGGGUGCAACUGGUGCCACAGGUUCUACAGGGGCAACUGGUGCAACUGGCUCUACAGGAGCGACAGGUGCCACAGGAUCUACUGGAGCUACCGGUGCAACAGGCUCUACGGGCGCAACUGGUGCUACCGGAUCUACUGGAGCCACUGGUGCAACUGGCUCUACGGGAGCAACUGGUGACACAGGAUCUACUGGAGCGACAGGGGCCACGGGCUCUACGGGUGCAACUGGUGCCACAGGAUCUACAGGGGCAACUGGUGCAACUGGCUCUACAGGAGCGACAGGUGCAACUGGAUCUACUGGAGCUACUGGUGCAACAGGCUCUACGGGUGCAACUGGAGCCACAGGAUCUACGGGGGCAACUGGUGCUACUGGGUCUACAGGAGCGACAGGUGCCACAGGAUCUACUGGUGCAACAGGCUCUACGGGCGCAACUGGUUCUACAGGAUCUACUGGAGCCACUGGCUCUACAGGAGCGACAGGUGCCACUGGAUCUACUGGAGCAACAGGGGCCACGGGAUCUACGGGUGCAACUGGUGCCACAGGAUCUACAGGGGCAACUGGUGCAACUGGGUCUACGGGCGCAACUGGUGCUACAGGAUCUACUGGAGCCACUGGUGCAACUGGCUCUACAGGAGCGACAGGUGCAACAGGAUCAACUGGUGCAACUGGCUCUACAGGAGCGACAGGUGCCACAGGAUCUACUGGUGCAACAGGCUCUACGGGUGCAACUGGUGCCACAGGAUCUACAGGGGCAACUGGUGCAACUGGCUCUACAGGAGCGACAGGUGCCACAGGAUCAACUGGAGCUACCGGUGCAACGGGCUCCACGGGCGCAACUGGUGCUACCGGAUCUACUGGAUCCACUGGUGCAACUGGAUCUACGGGAGCUACUGGUGCAACAGGCUCUACGGGUGCAACUGGUUCUACAGGAUCUACUGGAGCCACUGGCUCUACAGGAGCGACAGGUGCCACUGGAUCUACUGGAGCAACAGGGGCCACGGGAUCUACGGGUGCAACUGGUGCCACAGGAUCUACAGGGGCAACUGGUGCAACUGGGUCUACGGGCGCAACUGGUGCUACAGGAUCUACUGGAGCCACUGGUGCAACUGGCUCUACAGGAGCGACAGGUGCAACAGGAUCAACUGGUGCAACUGGCUCUACAGGAGCGACAGGUGCCACAGGAUCUACUGGUGCAACAGGCUCUACGGGUGCAACUGGUGCCACAGGAUCUACAGGGGCAACUGGCUCUACAGGAGCGACAGGUGCCACAGGAUCAACUGGAGCUACCGGUGCAACGGGCUCCACGGGCGCAACUGGUGCUACCGGAUCUACUGGAUCCACUGGUGCAACUGGCUCUACGGGAGCUACUGGUGCAACAGGCUCUACGGGUGCAACUGGUUCUACAGGAUCUACUGGAGCCACUGGCUCUACAGGAGCGACAGGUGCCACUGGAUCUACUGGAGCUACUGGUGCAACAGGCUCUACGGGUGCAACUGGUGCCACAGGAUCUACAGGGGCAACUGGUGCAACUGGCUCUACAGGAGCGACAGGUGCCACAGGAUCUACUGGAGCUACUGGUGCAACAGGCUCUACGGGUGCAACUGGUGCCACAGGAUCUACAGGGGCAACUGGUGCAACUGGCUCUACAGGAGCGACAGGUGCCACUGGAUCUACUGGAGCAACAGGGGCCACGGGAUCUACGGGUGCAACUGGUGCCACAGGAUCUACAGGGGCAACUGGUGCAACUGGGUCUACGGGCGCAACUGGUGCUACAGGAUCUACUGGAGCCACUGGUGCAACUGGCUCUACAGGAGCGACAGGUGCAACAGGAUCAACUGGUGCAACUGGCUUUACAGGAGCGACAGGUGCCACAGGAUCUACUGGUGCAACAGGCUCUACGGGUGCAACUGGUGCCACAGGAUCUACAGGGGCAACUGGCUCUACAGGAGCGACAGGUGCCACAGGAUCAACUGGAGCUACCGGUGCAACGGGCUCCACGGGCGCAACUGGUGCUACCGGAUCUACUGGAUCCACUGGUGCAACUGGCUCUACGGGAGCUACUGGUGCAACAGGCUCUACGGGUGCAACUGGUUCUACAGGAUCUACUGGAGCCACUGGCUCUACAGGAGCGACAGGUGCCACUGGAUCUACUGGAGCUACUGGUGCAACAGGCUCUACGGGUGCAACUGGUGCCACAGGAUCUACAGGGGCAACUGGUGCAACUGGCUCUACAGGAGCGACAGGUGCCACAGGAUCUACUGGAGCUACUGGUGCAACAGGCUCUACGGGUGCAACUGGUGCCACAGGAUCUACAGGGGCAACUGGUGCAACUGGCUCUACAGGAGCGACAGGUGCCACUGGAUCUACUGGAGCAACAGGGGCCACGGGAUCUACGGGUGCAACUGGUGCCACAGGAUCUACAGGGGCAACUGGUGCAACUGGGUCUACGGGUGCAACUGGUGCCACAGGAUCUACAGGGGCAACUGGUGCGACUGGCUCUACAGGAGCGACAGGUGCCACAGGAUCUACUGGAGCUACCGGUGCAACAGGCUCUACGGGCGCAACUGGUGCUACCGGAUCUACUGGAGCCACUGGUGCAACUGGCUCUACUGGAGCAACUGGUGACACAGGAUCUACUGGAGCGACAGGGGCCACGGGCUCUACGGGUGCAACUGGUGCCACAGGAUCUACAGGGGCAACUGGUGCAACUGGCUCUAUAGGAGCGACAGGUGCAACUGGAUCUACUGGAGCUACUGGUGCAACAGGCUCUACGGGUGCAACUGGUGCCACAGGAUCUACAGGGGCAACUGGUGCAACUGGCUCUACAGGAGCGACAGGUGCCACAGGAUCUACUGGAGCUACCGGUGCAACAGGCUCUACGGGCGCAACUGGUGCUACCGGAUCUACUGGAGCCACUGGUGCAACUGGCUCUACGGGAGCAACUGGUGACACAGGAUCUACUGGAGCGACAGGGGCCACGGGCUCUACGGGUGCAACUGGUGCCACAGGAUCUACAGGGGCAACUGGCUCUACAGGAGCGACAGGUGCAACUGGAUCUACUGGAGCUACUGGUGCAACAGGCUCUACGGGUGCAACUGGAGCCACAGGAUCUACGGGGGCAACUGGUGCUACUGGGUCUACAGGAGCGACAGGUGCCACAGGAUCUACUGGUGCAACAGGCUCUACGGGCGCAACUGGUUCUACAGGAUCUACUGGAGCCACUGGCUCUACAGGAGCGACAGGUGCCACUGGAUCUACUGGAGCAACAGGGGCCACGGGAUCUACGGGUGCAACUGGUGCCACAGGAUCUACAGGGGCAACUGGUGCAACUGGGUCUACGGGCGCAACUGGUGCUACAGGAUCUACUGGAGCCACUGGUGCAACUGGCUCUACAGGAGCGACAGGUGCAACAGGAUCAACUGGUGCAACUGGCUCUACAGGAGCGACAGGUGCCACAGGAUCUACUGGUGCAACAGGCUCUACGGGUGCAACUGGUGCCACAGGAUCUACAGGGGCAACUGGUGCAACUGGUUCUACAGGAGCGACUGGAUCUACUGGAGCUACCGGUGCAACAGGCUCUACGGGUGCAACUGGUGCCACAGGAUCUACAGGGGCAACUGGUGCAACUGGGUCUACGGGCGCAACUGGUGCUACAGGAUCUACUGGAGCCACUGGUGCAACUGGCUCUACAGGAGCGACAGGUGCAACAGGAUCAACUGGCUCUACAGGAGCGACAGGUGCAACAGGAUCUACUGGAGCUACUGGUGCAACAGGCUCUACGGGUGCAACUGGUGCCACAGGAUCUACGGGGGCAACUGGUGCAACUGGCUCUACAGGAGCGACAGGUGCAACUGGCUCUACGGGAGCUACUGGUGCAACAGGCUCUACGGGUGCAACUGGAGCCACAGGAUCUACGGGGGCAACUGGUGCAACAGGCUCUACGGGUGCAACUGGAGCCACAGGAUCUACGGGGGCAACUGGUGCUACUGGGUCUACAGGAGCGACAGGUGCCACAGGAUCUACUGGUGCAACAGGCUCUACGGGCGCAACUGGUUCUACAGGAUCUACUGGAGCCACUGGCUCUACAGGAGCGACAGGUGCCACUGGAUCUACUGGAGCAACAGGGGCCACGGGAUCUAUGGGUGCAACUGGUGCCACAGGAUCUACAGGGGCAACUGGUGCAACUGGGUCUACAGGUGCAACUGGUGCUACAGGAUCUACUGGUGCAACAGGACCAAGUGGGGCAACAGGACCAAGUGGUGCACAAGGCCCAACUGGAAGUACUGGACAAACUGGUUCCACAGGGCCAUCUGGAGCAGAAGGUCCAACCGGAGCAACAGGACCAACAGGUUCAGUUGGCUCAACAGGGCAAACUGGAGCUACUGGUCCAACUGGAGCAACAGGAGUUACAGGGGCUACAGGAGCAUUUGGGGCAACUGGAAUAACUGGGUUGACAGGACCAACUGGUGCAACAGGACCAACAGGUGAAACUGGACCAACAGGUGCAACUGGUCAAAUUGGACCAACAGGACCACCAGGGUCUACUGGAGCAACUGGUGUCACAGGGUCUACAGGGGCCACUGGUGCAACAGGUUCUACAGGGGCCACAGGUUCUACAGGGGCCACUGGUGCAACAGGGUCUACAGGGGCCACUGGUGCCAUGGGGUCUACAGGGUCCACUGGUGCCACAGGUUCUACAGGGGCCUCUGGUGCCACAGGGUCUACAGGGGCCACUGGUGCCACUGGUGCAACAGGGUCUACAGGGGCCAUAGGGUCUACAGGGUCCACUGGUGCCACAGGUUCUUCAGGGGCCUCUGGAGCCACAGGGUCUACAGGAGCCACUGGUGCAACAGGGUCUACAGGGGCCACUGGUGCCAUGGGGUCUACAGGGUCCACUGGUGCCACAGGUUCUACAGGGGCCACUGGCGCCACAGGCUCUACAGGGGCCACUGGUCCAACUGGUAGUACAGGGGCAAAUGGUGCUACUGGUCCAACUGGUAGCACAGGGCCAACUGGCGCUACUGGUCUAAUUGGUAGUACAGGACCAACUGGUGCUAUUGGUCCCACUGGCACUACAGGGCCAACUGGUGCUACUGGUCCAACUGGUAGUACAGGAUCAACAGGUGCUACUGGUCCCACUGGUACUACAGGGCCAACAGGCACUACUGGUCCUACAGGUAGUACAGGACCAACUGGCGCUACUGGUCCCAGUGGUUCCACUGGACUUCUUGGAUCUACGGGACCAACAGGUGCUACUGGUAUAUUUGGAGCAACUGGCAUAACUGGUGCCACAGGUCCCACAGGAUCUACAGGGGCCACUGGUGUGACAGGAUCUACAGGUGCUGCUGGUGCGACCGGACCUACAGGAGUAACUGGUGCCACAGGUUCUAUGGGCGCCACUGGUGCCACAGGAUCUACAGGAGCAACUGGUGCAACUGGCACCACAGGUCCAUCUGGAAGUACUGGACCAAGUGGUGCAACGGGCUUGAUUGGUUCAACUGGACCUACUGGUGCAACUGGUACUACUGGGGCUACUGGUCCUACAGGUAUACCAGGAGCAACUGGGCCAAGUGGUUAUGAUGAUGUUGACGAGUGCCUCAUAAAUAAUGGUGAUUGUCAAGAUGCGUGUGUGAACACCUAUGGCAGUUACUACUGUACUUGCAACACAGGCUAUCAGCUGAACAGUGAUAAUUUGACAUGCUCAGAUGAAAUAGAAUGUGACACAAACAAUGGAGGGUGUGAGCAGACAUGCACCAACAGUGUUGGCAGCUACAUAUGCAAUUGCACUGCUGGUGCCUACACACUUUCUCUAAAUGGACACAGCUGUGAUGAUGUCAAUGAAUGUUCGGAGAAUACAGAUGACUGUUCAGGUACUAUUAGUCGAUGUAUCAACACUUUCGGAGGAUAUCACUGUAUCACUGAUGAUGGUGGGGUGGAUGGUCUGGUUCAAUCUGAAGGAAAUGUUCUCACAAGUGAAGUCCAACAGCAAUUACAGGAUGCAGCUGAGGAAAGAAUGGGGCUAGCAGAUGACAUUGAAGGAAACAGAAACACACAACUAACAUUAGUGAUGUGGAUUGUCAUAGCAACAGUUGCUGUUGCAAUCAUAGGUGGCGUGGCCUUCAAGUUCUAUAAGAAUCUGAAACAUCAGAAGAACAUUAACAGGGAUCAAAAGACCAUCAACAGAAAUCUGGAGAUCAAAAUGAUGAAAGAAAUAACUGCUGUUAAGCAGGCAUGUGGUAUCAUAGACCUAGAUGCAGAGAUUGGAGAGAGUAGCAGUGACACAUAUGACACACCAUCUCAACUAGACACACUAGAACCCAACUUCCUCUGUGAUGCUCAAUCUGAACGCAGCAGUGUCAUGGGAGAAGUUGGCAGGGAUGUAUUUCAAGAAGUCAUUGAAGCACAAUCUCAACAGGACAGUAUGGAGCCUAACUUCCUUUGUGAUGUAAGAUCUGAGCAUAGCAGUGUCAUGGGUGACCGUGACAGAGACUUAUUCAAUGAUUUUGAUGACAUCAUAAUGGAGUCGGGUAUUGUGAUUGGACGGAGACGCCAUGGUGAUAACAUGAUGCUCAGUAAUAGACCAAAUAUAAAUGGUGAUAGUGCAGUGUUCAACAGGUUACCAAGGACUCCAUUUUGAUAGUUAUUAACGCACAAGGUUCAUAUUGCAGAAUGUGAAAGAAAAGGGUAGUCUAGUCUUACAUCAAAUCUCUGGACCCUUCCCCUCUAUCUACAUUACAAGGUUGGGUGUGUUGUGGGAAGAAUCAUAAGAGCUUAAUGCAAGACUACAGACAGUCUUGUUUCUGG